Molecule: messenger RNA, 83942 nt
Organism: Podarcis lilfordi (Lilford's wall lizard)
Lineage: Eukaryota; Metazoa; Chordata; Lepidosauria; Squamata; Lacertidae
Source: the annotation of a GenBank genome assembly
GAAGCUGAGUAGCAACAGGGAGUCAGUAGUGGGGAUGGUGAGGCAAAAGACCCUGGGCCCAAGCACACAUGCAUAUUGUAUAAAGGUGCAAAGCCCUUCUUUCGCACCCUGUGAAACAAAAACGCACAGUUUUUUUAAAAAACUGAGCAACGGCCGCCCACCCACGACUCCCGAGCCUCCCCCGAUCAUUCAAAACAAAGGAGGAAGGGGGCAGGAGAUCUGUACCACCAGACGUCCCCAGUUCCCCUUUGGCAGUGGCAGCGGCAGCCUCAGCAGCCCGGAGCCAGCCUGGUAGUGCAGCUGGCUCUGGCUGGCUUCAGGAGCUGCUCGCUGCCCGCUGCUGUGGCACCCGACAUUUUUCCUCUCCGAAAGUCCCCAUAUGAUGUGUUGCACACAAGACACAUCAUAUGGGGACUUCCAGCGAGGAAAAAUGGCGGGUGUCAUGGCAGCGAGCAGCUUCUGAAGCCAACCAGAGCCAACUGCACUACCAGGCUGGCUCUGGGCUGCUGAGGAUGCCGCUGCCACGUUUCCCAGGAACAGAUUUGCAAAUCUGGGGACUGUCCCCGGGAACUGGGGAUGUCUGGUAACCCUAGUAAUUUCCACUGGACCUGAUGUGGUUGCUAGGUCACAGGGGUGUGGCCAAAUUGUUCUUGUUUUAUGCCCAUUCACCUUUGCAAAGAUCCUGCAGAUACUUAAGCAUUGCAGUUUUACAAACAGCACCUUACUAAACUGAAAAGUGCCAUACUUUAUUUCAGAAGGGGUCCUUGCUGUCACAGUUGCUUCUCCACUGGGAGAGGAAGUUGUGUGGCCUCCAUCUGUUGUGGUUCUCUCCCUAUCUUCUUCCUUUGCAAAGAAACAAGCAUUUCAGUUUUAUCAACGCCUAGUACCAAAGUGUCUUACCUUGGUUUAGAAGGGGUCACUGCUGUCACUGGAUCAUUGCUAUUCUAGACCAUACGCUACUAGAUUUUUGUUUCAUUUCUGCUGUAAGCCAUGGCUAGUCAGCACCCUUAGCCAUGGCUAGUUGGCAUCUGCCAACGAGGAAGCUCUGUUUGUAUUUACGUAAUAAGGUGUCUCUGCAGCUGUAAUGUCAACCUAAAAUAGAAACUUUUAAUCACCAGUCAGCCACAUGAUAAAUGGAAUCAUGGCUAUUCUACCAAAAUGGCAAGGAAAAAAACAACCAACCAGAAGCAACUGGCUCUAGCGUAAACAGAUGGUAAUCAUUGUAACGUUAAGGAAAUCCAGUCAAGAGACUAGAAUGGUUCCAGGCCUGAUUUCACACUGACAAAAAUAGAAGCCAAUGUUACACUCAGACAAGGAACAAAUUAACUAUUUUCUUGGGGAACUAUUGCUGCAUUUUAACAGAAGCCUAAGAUAGGCCUCAAAAGUUACAGAACUUCUUCUGAACUGCCCUAGAGGUUCACACUUCUCUUUCAGAUUAUUCCCACCUAGCCCCUGAGAUUUAUGGUGGGCUCCUGAGUCUACCAACUUAGUAGACCAGUUACAGAUCCUCCAAGUGCCCAUAUUUUCCAGGGAUGUGCCUGAUUUAGAGAAGCCAUCCCGGUUUCUGAAUUGUCCCACUUUUCCUUAGGAUGUCCCUAUUCUCAUUACAAAAAUGUUGGAGGGUAGGUAUGAAGUUAUCCAACCCCUGAGCAACCUGCAGUCAUUUCUGUAUAGGGAAGUUUUAAAAUGUUUAAUAUCUUAUUAUGUUUUUAUAUAUGUUGGAAGCUGCCCAGAGUGGCUGAGGAAACCCAGUAAGAUGUGUGGGGUGUAAAUAGUAAAAUAUCGGUAUGGAAUGGGACGUCCCUAUUUUCAUUAUCAAAAUGUUGGAGGGUAUGCAGUUAAUGCCAUUUAUUGAGCUGACGGUAAAAAUAAUAAUAAUUUUAUGUGUACCCCGCCCAUCUGACUGGGUUGCCCCAGCCAUUCUGGGCAGCUUCCAACAUAUAUAUAUAUAUAUAUAUAUAUAAACAUUAAACAUUAAUAAAGUAUUUAGAGUGCAUAGUCCAAACCCAAUAGAUAUAUUUGCCAGUAUAGGUUAAAAAAAGAGAAAAAGGUAAAGGACCCCUGGACGGUUAAGCCCAGUCAAAGGUGACUUAUAGGGUGCAGCGCUCAUCUCGCUUUUCAGGCCAAGGGAGCUGGCGUUUGUCCACAGACAGCUUUCCAGGUCAUAUGGCCAGCAUGACUACUUCUUCUUCUUCUUCUUCUUCUUCUUCUUCUUCUUUGGUGAUCACUCAUAGCCGAGUAAGAUUGUCUUCCAUAAACAUGGUUUUAACAAUGAGUCCCUUAAGUGACUGUGGAGGCCAAUUCUGGAUCCACACGUCCUUCCACAGUGGGGACAUUGGUUUCUGGGCGGGAGUUGAUCACGGUGUGGAUUUGCCAAGCAUGCCUUCCUCUUAGCACGUUUCUCCCUUGUGUCCUGAGUUUGAGUGUCUUCAAAGCCCAUGACACCUUGGGUAAAGGCUGUUCUCCAAUUGGAGCACUCGCAGGCCAGUGUUUCCCAGUUAUCGGUGUUUAUACCACAUUUUUAAAGAUUUGCCUUGAGACAGUCUUUAAACCUCUUUUGUUGACCACCAGCAUUACACUUUCCAUUUUUAAGUUCAGAAUAGAGUAGUUGCUUUGGAAGACGAUCAUCAGGCAUCCGCACAUGACCAGUCCAAUGAAUUUGAUGUUGAAGAAUCAUUGCUUCAACACUGGUGAUCUUUGCUUCUUCCAGUACACUGAUAUUAGUUCGCCUGUCUUCCCAAGUGAUGUGUAUAAAUUUUCAGAGACACCGUUGAUGGAAUCUUUCGAGGAGUUGGAGAUGGCGUUUAUAAGUGGUCCAUGUUUCACAAGCAUAUAGUAAGGUUGGUAGUACAAUAGCUUUGUAAACAAGCAUUUUGGUUUCCCUGAGAAUGUCCUGGUCCUCAAGCACUCUGCACUUCCAUCGGGAGAAAGCUGCACUUGCAGAGCUCAGGCAACGCUGAAUUUCGGCAUCAAUGUUGGCCCUUGUGGAAAGAUAACUGCUACUGGCACACGAAAGACCAUGACGAGUGCCAGAGAGCACAGAAACACUGUUUACCUUCCCACCUCAGCAGUACCUAUUUAUCUACUUGCACUGGCAUGCUUUCAAACUGUUAGGUUGGCAAGAGCUGGAACAGAGCAACGGGAGCUCAUCUUGUCGUGGGGAUUUGAACUGCUGACCUUCUGAUCGGCAAGCCCAAGAGGCUCAUUGGUUUAGACCACAGUGCCACCCACAUCCCUGUAUAAUGGGCCCCAGACCCCAGAAUUAAUGAGACACAAGGGCAAACCUGUUUACUUCAACCAACAUUUCUUAAUACAUUUUGGACUUAUCUUCAUUGCUCAGAUUUCCAAACGCGCUUUGAGAUGCAGCUAGGUAAUUGGAGAUGAAGUGGAGUUGUUGCUUCUUUGAGGGAUGCUGCAGAAAAUUUGUUUUAAAUAUUGGGUAUCAUACGACCAUCCACAGAAGUGAUUUCCAAUGUCAAACCCUCUACAAUUGUGGUUGUUGUACUCCAAGCAAUAAGCAUCAAUAUUUACUUCUCAUAAUUCUCUCUACUUUCAAGAAGCAAAAUAUUUCCUUACUGGCAGUCAUUACAGCAGAACACAACUGGAGAUGAAGUAGUUUCAAGCAAGGAACGUAGAUUUCUCAUUUCUUGAGGCAAGUUGAAACUGAGGAUCUUCUUCAGUUUUCUAACACGUGACUCCCUGGUAAACUUGAUUCUCUUCACUUGGUUUAAGUCCUUCUCCUGAUGGCCAUAGAAGGGAGGGGGAAAACUGCACAGCUAGGUAAAUUAUAGAAAAAUAUUCUGCAUGGAGGCAGAGGGGUGGUAGCUCCUGGCAACAAAAGCAAACCUUUCGGAUUGAGAUUGGCUGAGUGAUACAAAAAGCUAAUUGAUAGAAAAGUAUCUAGGACACCGUCUCUACACUGAAAUUGAUUACGGAAGGGUGUGGAGAACAGAAAGGAGUGUGGCUUUGAGAUUUUGGGGGAAACUUAAAAAUAAAUUACUGGGCACUUUACUUGGUACGGCGAAGUCCAGUUGCCCUCAUGGACCUGGGUCCACUGGAGUCAAUAGCGGAUCUUCUAAAUCUUUGUCCUUCUCGGAUCCAGGACAUAUAUUUAAUCCCAAAUGCAACCCAGAUCCACUGGCUUCUCAUAUUUGUACGUCUGUUUUUCUCUCUUUAGGAUGAUAGAUGGCAGGGGCUCUCUGCAGAGGGCUACUAUAAUGAACAAUGAACCAUCACUUAGCAUUGCCCCAAAGAGGAAAUAAAUCACCAGAAAAUGAGGACAGUUUUGUAUAAAAUGCAAAUUGAGAAAUAAAUGCAAAUUGAGAAAUGAUUACUGUAAUUCAAAUAGAAAUACAAUACAUCUCGCCAUCAUAGGGAAGACUGAGACAAAGUGACACGUUACUGCUUGCCUGGUGCUGUUCACUGUUAUUAGGCAACUCUUCCCUAUCUUUCAGCUGGACUUGGGCUAGGCAGCCCUUCAAACAGAGAACGGUCCUCUGUAAAGUAAGACACAUGGCCACCCUAAACUUACAACUCCCGUCAUCCCUGGCUAUUGGCAAUGCUGACUGGGGCUCAUGGGAGCUGUCAAUUGAAAAAUCACGUUUUUGUGGGGAAAAAGCUCGGGAUGUCCUGGUCUUUACUUUUUGAAAUAUGGUAGUCCUAGACUACGAGCCAAUCAGAGUUGAGCUGCGGGCUUGCCAAGCAGGAUUCAGUAGUUUGAAUCUGUGGAAAGGCUGCGGCCUACUGAAUACUCAUAUAUAUGAGCUGGAGAUAAUCUACUGCAUUUCCCUAGAAAAAAGAAACACCCAUUUAUCUCAUGAGGAGCUGGUUCAUAUUACUACACCCAUUUUUAUCAGCUGUCUUCGAAUUACACUUCAAAAUCUUUGUUCUCACCCGCCUGCCCCAAAUUCUUGUUGCGUUGCCUCAGGACUUAUGCUAAAUUAGUAUUCUUUCUCUGUCUUUCAUGCUCUGUGCUAACUUAUAUUUAAAACAGCGAGAUAGCACUUUGAACUGAAAUUAAACCUUAUGAAAAACACAGUUUUCAGAGAUAACAGGAACUUAAACCACCCAAUUCCCUUCCUGUUCCCUAGAUAAAAACCCCUUGCCUUUCUCCAACCCCGAUAAAGGAGAUAGUAUGAUAUCCCAGAGAGGACAUGAUCGCUACUUUUUAUUUUGCUGGCAUUUGAGAUUUUAAUUAGAUUACUGGUUAUAACCAGAAGGGAGAUAUGCAAGUGUUCCUGGUUCAAUUACAGGUUUCCAGGUUAUUCUGUUCAUUCAGAGGGAAAUGGUAAACAUUUAAAAGUGGAAUGGAAAUGGAAUUGACUUCUGCAGGUUUCAAGAAAAGGCAGGGGAGAGGCUCUUUGGGUAACCUAGAUUCAUCUUAAGCCAGGUUUAAUGUUCAACGAAUUAAUACUUAAGGCUGCAAUAUGAUAUCUCCAUUUACUCAGUAGAGUAAGCCCCAUUGAGCUCAGGACUUCCUUUUUUGGCUGCAUACAAUCCAUACAUUUAAAGCCCGUUUAGUCGUGUCCGACUUUUCAUGACCCCAUGGACCAGAGCACGCCAGGCACUUCUGUCUUCCACUGCCUCCCACAACUUGGUCAAACUCACGUUCAUAGCUUCGAGAAGACUGUCCAACCAUCUUGUCCUCUGUCAUCCCCUUCUCCUUGUGCCCUCAAUCUUUUUCCAACAUCAGGGUCUUUUCCAGGGAGUCUUCUCUUCUCAUGAGGUGGCCAAAGUAUUGGAGCCUCAGCUUCAGGAUCUGUCCUUCCAGUGAGCACUCAGGGCUGAUUUCCUUAAGAAUAGAUAGGUUUGAUCUUCUUGCAGUCCAUGGGACUCCAGCACCACAAUUCAAAAGCAUCAAUUCUUCGGCGAUCAGCCUUCUUUAUGGUCCAGCUCUCACUUCCAUACAUCACUACUGGGAAAACCCACAGCUUUCCCUAAAGAAUCAUGAGAACUGUAUUUUACACCUCACAGAGCUACAAUAACCCGCAUCUACACUUCCAAGAAUUCUUUGGGGGAAUUCAUGCGAUUUAAAUAUAUGGCGUGUACACAGCCUUAGUAGCAACAUUCUGGCUGCAUGAUUGUGUGUAUAAUUCUGUACAGAGCCCAUGCACAAACCAUCUCAGUGCAAGGCAGAGAGAAAAAUCCUAUUUCCAUAUGUCCCAGUUCAGAUACCCGAGGAAGAAAGUUACAUGUAUUUGGUUUCAGUCAUAGAAUAACUGAUGUCUGUUCUGCAUGGGCUACAUAUGAUAAAGAGGAUGGAGCAACCUUUCCCUAUGAGGAAAGGUUGAAUCACUGGGGACUUUUAAUUUAGAGAAUAGGUAAGAGGUGACAUGACAAAAUUUUUCUGCCUACAGAAAAGCUUUUAUCCCUUUCUCAUUACUCUAGAACUUAUGAACAUCCUCUGAAGCUGAAUGUGGAUUCAGGACAGAUAACAGAAAGUACUUCUUCAUUCAUCACAUAGUUAAAACUAUGGAACUCACUCCUACGCAGGACAAUGAUAACCACCACUUGGAUGGCUGUAAAAGAGGACGUGACAAAUUCAUAGAUGAGAUUUUCCAUACCUAUUAGCCAUGAUGGCUAUGUUCUGCCUCCAUAGUUGAAGGCAGUAAUGCAUUUGAUUCUCAGUUCCUAGAAACCACAGAAAGGAAGAGUGCUAUUGUACUCCAGUCUUUCUAUAAGGUUUACCACAGGCAUCUGGUUGGCCGCUGUGAGAACAGGGUGCUGGCUCAAUGGGCCUUGGGCCUGAUCCAGCAUGGGUUUUCUUAUGCUCUUACACUCUUGUGCACAGAGGAUGCACAUAUGACUGAUGGGGAUGCAAAUUGUCCCUCCCUGCUCAUCUGGGUGGUGGGCUGGGUUGAGAGGUUCAAACUUCCCAGAUCCCAUUCCCAGCACUGUGUCUACUUUAAUCCUCCCUCGUUUUGUUGCUGACAAAAUCAUUUGGGUUUUUUUUGGGGGGGGGCAGAAUUUUUUGUAUUAGGCUCCCAGACCAAGGAUUUGCCACGCCAGAUAAAAUAGGACUAGGCUGCGAGUCUCCCAUUGAAAUCAGUAAGGUGUUGACGCUGCAAUCCAGCGCAGAGACAGGUUUCAAUAGUUCACCUAACUCAGCAUAAAAUACUCAUCCGGCUCUUCCAAACAUAAAACUACGCCCACUCAAAAUACGUAUGAGAGAUCUGGGAUAAAAAACCAAAGUCUGCUUUAAUACCUAAUUAUGCUGUCAUAACUAAAAAAAAACCAUAAACCCAACAAGCCAAAGGUUUUCCAUAAUUAUGCUUUUUCCUGAUGCUUAUUUGUACAGGCGCGUGUAGGCUUUUUUUUUUGCAAAACGUUGUUUUCCGGGGUGCCUUUUUUCUGGUCUUUUUUCGUUGCCGUUCUUCAUUUCUGUAGAGAAUUGACGGCUGGAGGGGCGGCGGCCGCCGCGCUAAGCUCUCGGGAGACAGCUGGGAGAAGAGCGGAGGCACCACGUGACCCGCGCGUGCCGCAUUUCUUCCUCUAGCCUCGGCGGCGGAAGGCGAGGAUGCGCUCGCGACAAACCGCCGCUCCCUCCCUCCCUCCGUCAGAAAAGGAGCGUUUUCUCUAUCGCAAUGCGCGUGCGCGAGCAGCGGCCAUGCCCUCCCCGCCCCCUCUCUCUCCCGCCCCCCACCUUUGCUUCGGUUUACUAGUUGACGUCUCUGCCACGAGACUUGUCCGUCACGCGAGUCCCCUCCCCCUCACCCGCCGUAGAAAGAAAGAAAAAAGCCAAGCUCGGGCAACAACAGGGAGGAAAAGGCGCGGGCGGAUCCCAAUGGCCCGUGGUGGACGUCUCCUAGCUCUCUUCCUCUCAGGUGCCUCGCGGUUGCCGCCGCCGCCCUCCACUACCACCAGCGCGCAGGCGCUCCGGCGCGUGCGUCACGUCGCGAGCGCCCUCCGCCUCCCCGCUCCCCUCCUCGGCCGGGAGGGGGCACAGGCGCGCGAGGCCAAGGGGAGGAGAGAAAGUUGGAGCGCGCACGCGCAGUGGAGGCAGUCCUAUCCACGGCCGUCUAAGGAGGGAGGAGGAGGGUGGCGGCGGAGGCAGCAGCAGCGACAGCAGCACAACGACCCACAGCAGGUCAACUUGGCUCGCUCGCGGGAGGCCCUCGCCCCUUCUCUCUCUCGGUUGGGCCAGGUGCGGCCUGCUCCUCCCCAUCCUCCUCCGCCUCCUGGCUUCGGUCUCCGCCUUCUGUCACUGGGGGGUCGCCGCCUCCCCCUCAGUGCGCGCGCGCGCUGGGCCUCCCCCUUCGCCUCAGUAGCAGCAGCAGCAGCAGCAGCAGCAGCAACCUCCGCUGCCGCCGCCGCCGCCUCGUCGUUCUACUCAGCCACCUUCUCUUGCCGUCUCGCUGCCGCCGCCGCCGCCGCGAUGCCGGAGAAGCGGCCCUUCGAGCGGCUCCCGGGCGAGGUGCGCCCCAUCAAUUACGGGCUCUGCCUCAAGCCUGACCUUAUCGACUUCACCUUCGAGGGGAAACUCGAGGCCGCCGUGGAGGUAAACGCGGGGCUGGAAGUGGGCGAGGCGAGGGGAGGGCGCGCGCGUGUGUGUAUGUGUGUAAAGAUCUGAGGGUGAACGUGUGGGCUUGGGGUGGGGAAAGGAGUGCGUGUAGGGUUCGGGGGGGGGCCCCGAUGGUGACUGUGGCUUGGAAGGCCCCGGUGUGUGGGGUAGGGUAGGUGCGCUCGGGGAAGAAGGUGGGGAGUUGGCCCCAAGAGGAGGAAUGCGGGCGAAUAGCUCCGUGAUGGAUAGAAUUGGGGUAAGCGUCGGGUGUGGGGCUUGGGCAGCAGGGAUGGGAAGAAGGUGCACGAGUAAAAAGGGGAGAAGGGUUUCUAUGAAGUGUAGGGGUGGGAUGGAGUAUUUUGGGGGACAGUGGUACCUGUUGGGCUGAUUCUGGAUCAUGUUUCUGGUGGGCAGCCUCCCGAGAAGGUUAGUGGUUACUGCUCUUCUGAGAUUUUGUAUUGUGUGUGCGUUGUGUUGUUGUUGUUGGUUUUUUUUGGGGGGGGGAGUUAAGACUUACCUGAGUGGAAAGGUAUGCCUGCCUUUGGUGAAAGAGGGAGAGCUGUUCUUUGAGUGUGCUGUUGGGAAGUACACUUCCAAAUUGGGUGAAACUUGCCUAAGAUAAGUGUGUUUCCAGGAGUGAAGGACAUGUUCUCUAGGAUGGGAGGUGGCCUCUUGGCUUCUUCAAGAAGUUGAGAAGAUUUUCUGGUUUUAAUGAGGAAGUCUAAUUCAUAAGGGGUGGAUACAUUCUUGUAAGAUUGAAUAGGUUGGGGAAUCCUGAUGUUAGCAGUUUUUUAUCUCUGGUCCUGUAGGUUUGGAGAAGGUUUCUUAGUUAGGAUGGGAACAAUUACUUGAGGAAUUUGUGAUUGAGGUUCUUCUUGGAUUCAUGACAUAUGGUGUAUCUUUGACUAUGCAAGGAGAUUCAAGUAAGCAGUGUAAAAUUUGUAGCAAAAUGACCUCAGACGGGCAAUAUUCAAUUAUUUUGGAUCAGAAUUAUAAAGGAGCAAACCAUGAGUUUGGCAUGUCUUCUCUUAGAAUUAAGGGCAGGAACUUUCUUUGGAAAGGUUUUUUUUUUAAAGAGUGCUGAGCUUGGGAGACUUUUGCCAAUGAGUGUCAUGUUGAGAAUUAUAUGUGCAGGACAUUCCUCUUGGACUCAGGGUAAGAGAUGGGGGACUGUUGGUUCAUGCUUUUCAUGGCUUCCUUAAUAGGGAUUAAUAUGAGCAGAUGAAGGAGUGCCUUGCUCAGCAGUAGGGCUUUUGUGUGAUGUGAAAGGUAGUGGAAUGGAGUAUGUAUCUUUCAGUAGGUUGUAUCUGCAGUCAGUUUCAAGUUAUGUGAUAGUCCGCCUAUUAGGUGUGGAAGUGAGUAGAGCUUAGGAAAGAGAUGCAAGUGGAAUUGUUUCCUUAUGUCUUGGUACACAUUCUUGUGAUGCUCUUUCUUUCCCUGUGUCUCUCCUAAGGAAUCCUAACAAAACAAAACAAAUCCUUCCAGUAGUACCUUAGAGACCAACUAAGUUUGUUCUUGAUAUGAGCUUUCGUGUGCAUGCACACUUCUUCAGAUACACUGAAACAGUUGGUCUCUAAGGUGCUACUGGAAGGAAUUUUUUUUUUCAACUAUGGCAGACCAACACGGCUACCUACCUGUAAGUAGAACUAAGGAAUCCUAUUAGUGAUCUUUAUCCAUUGCCUUACAUUCCCAUAGGGCAAGACUCCUAACAAAGCCUAAAGAAAUGUGUGUUUUGUGUUGCUGAUAUUGUUUUUGUAGUCAGUAUUUUUUACUUUUUCCUCAGUAUUGUAGUAACACUGCUGUUUUUUCUUAGAUUUGGGAUUGUUGAUUUCAGUCAGCAGAACAGUGGGAUGAUUCUUGGGUAAAGUUUCUGCACAAUGUUAAAAUGCAGACGGGAUGGAGAUUGAUAGGCCUGCUUCUUAUUUCAACUACCUAUCUGAGAAAAUGUCUGUGCAAUACACAAUCAUGACAUCAGGUUUCUUUUAACACAGAGGACGGUUUUCCUUGAAAACAGGUGUGUGAGAAAUGCAGUUUGCUAGAUUUCUCUGGGCUCUUUCCUAAUCUGGGAUCAUUCAAAUGAAUAAGGUACAGUUUAAGAUACCAGGAAGAGCCUCAGUUCUUUGUAACACAGCUCUUUGUCAUAGAGUUCUAAAACCCUGUCAUUAAUAAUGAAUCCUUCAUGAGUAAGGCUGGUUAAGUCUCCUGGGGCAUAAUUCGGUCAAGAGGAGUACUGUAUGCUAAACUAGUUCUAUUUCUGGCGUAUUUUAGAUUUGGGGAGGAUGGCAUGAUAUAAACUGGAGAGAAUUUCUGGGACUGGUGAGAAUCUUGAAGAAUACUGUUGGUGAAUAAAAGUUAUUAAGACUGCAAUCCUAUCCUUACUUAUCUGGAACCAGGCCCAAUUGAGUUGAAUAGGCCUGACUUCUGAGUAGACAUGAUUAAGAUUGCACUACAGGUAGGAAGGAAAUGUAGAUUUUUUUAAUUGCUUCUAUUUCCUUUAGCUAAUACAGCAGUCUCCAAAACUUUGCUAAAAUACAAACCUAUGUCCUGUAAUGUUUAUUUGCACUUAGUUUCUACUAGCUGGUCUUUAGACUGACAUUUAAAAUUGGAAAGUUUCAAACAUGCUAUAAUCAAUACUGAGAAAAUGUAUAUUUCAUAUGACUCAGCAAUUCCUUAGAUUUCAGCAUUAAUUCAGGCAGAUGGAUCACCAGGAGCCUGGGACUUUUCCUGGUUCAGGCUAGUACUAAAAUACCCCACAAUAUUUAGUUUUGUUCAGAGUGCUUCAAUUCUAAGUCUCGACCAGAUAGUUCAGCCAUGACAUUGAAGCCAUGUCUAGAAAUCAUAGGUGGUGGUGUUCUUGGUGUUUUAAAAAAGGUUUGAUAGUUUCCUUUCAUUCAGCAAGAGCAUAUCUGUAAGAGCAUUCAAGUGAGCUAGUUUGCAAUACAAACUAGUUGUUUCAGCCUUUAAGGGUACAUGCAAACCAACUGAAUUAUUUAUAAGGGGAAGUAUUUUCAAGACACUAUAGAUAUUAAAAGACAAGUUAAACUCCAUUAUUCAGAAGGCAGCAGUGUCCAGAAAGAGCCCCAACUGACUGGGAUGGAGAAAAUUUGUUUUGUCCAUAACUGGCUUUGUGUCUCAGCAGGAGCAAAUUUCACUUUGAAGUGUUGAGCGAGCGUAUUUGGCUACAUAAGCAGAGCAGGAAACACUGAAAGGUGACCAGUUGUGUAAAUACCAUGGAGACAACGUGCAGGGAAAUGGAAUGCAAGUUGCUAAAAUGAUUCUGAUUUUGAAAACAACUCCAGCAGAGAAUGGUGUGCAUGUUUCCAAGUUAACUGUGGACUGUGGUAUGUCUGUUGAUGGGGGUUGGGUGGGAGGAAGGGAAGAGAAUGAGGCUAUAAACGAACCACCAGUUCAGUUAAAUAAAAACAUGAUUUCUCAAGCAAAUGUGUUCAAUAAGUGUGGUGACACUUGCAAAUGUUGGGUGUUAAAUUAGGAUGGAAAGUAGCCAAGAUUGAACAAGGCGUAUUAAUUAUUUUCCCUCCACCUUGCUGCAAAGGUUCCUUGGUCAAUUAUGCUAGCUCCCUGUGACUGGCUUUUGACACUUGUAAAAAUCAUUUCAAAAUGUGCUGUAGUUUGUGGCUGAUGAUAACACACUUAAAAUAAGAGACAAUAACAUUUUCCCUGUUUGAGCCCUAGCAUAGAAUUGAGCAUGUUUCCAGUAGUUAUAAAAGCUAAUGUUUCUGAAAUGGGCAGUUUGUGGAGAACUAAUGUACAUGAUUUAGCUUAAACUUAGCAAGUUCCAUUUCAUAGUUUGGGGAAAUUCUGGGGAAUUUCUGAAAUUGCUGUUUUAAAGUAUCUUGAGAUAAUGUUCAGGAAUCCGAAUGUGUGUGCUUAACACACCUAAGUUACUUUCUGAAGCAUUCCUGACAGUUGUCUUAAGUUAAAAUUUAUCUUGAAAGCCUUCAGUUGUAUAAGAAGGGUCAGAAUAUGUGCUUAGGUAUAUGCUAGCAGCUUAUAAGGUGGCCCAGUGCCUACAGUAUGUCUUGGGGCCUUGAUUCAAGUUACAGAUUGACCCUGCACUUGCUUGGUGAUUUUGAACAAAUCCCCAGGAGGAAAAUGGAAGUAAUAUAUUUCUGUUGUGGUCAGUGUGUCUAAUUUGAAUCAACCUCCUAUUAGAAGGGAGGUCAGAAUGAUCUGAAAAUAACUUAGAAUAUCUCUCGAUUUUGUAUUUUUCAGUGUGUGUAGAAAUGAAAAACAAACCUAACUUAAUAAUGUUGAGUGUCUUGUGAAUGAUGAUUGUGAUAUGUCCUAAUCUACAGGACCUGAAACCAGCAGUAAUUUGAGAGAAAGCCAGUAUUGCUUUUGACUGCACAGGUUCAUGCUAAGUCCUGGGACAAAAUACUUUCUCACUUGAAGGUUAAAGGGAGCCAGUGUGGUAUAGUGAACAGUGGGGGUAGUGGACUUUGACUAGAGAGACCUGGCUUCAAAUCCCCACUGAGCCAUGAAACACAUUGCAUGACCUUAGGCCAGUCACUAUCUCACAAGGCUGUUAGGAUAAAUCCCUGUGCAUGUUGCCCUAAACUCCUUGCAUAGAGCAUGGGAUACAAAGGUUAAUAAUAAAAAAGUAAUAAAAUGUUGCCACCUGAGUAACUUGGAGUUAGCCAAACGUUGAAGGAAACAUUUUCAGCUGUGUCUUGAAAGUGUAAUUUCCUCUACUAUUUCACAAGGUCAGUGAACAAUCAUAGAACAACUGAAAAUCAUAAUGUUAACCCACCAAUUUAAGCACCAGAUUAGCAGAAGGUCAACACACUUAUCAGUGAAAGAGACUUGUAAUAGGAGUUCAGCUGUUGCAGAGAGUUUCCAUUGGUGACAACUUAUGCACUUCAGUUUCCAAUGAGAUAUGCUAAACGGUGCUUGUAACCUCAUUUUAGGACACUAAGUGGCCAAGCAUAUAAGCUUUUUAAUUGAACCCUUUGCUUUGGCAGCUCUCUUGUUCAUACCAGCUCUAGAGAACAGGAAACUUUGAUCAUCUGAUAAAGAUAUUUGAUUAUUAUUGAUGCUGUAGCAAGUCACAUUAUUUCAAAGGCUGGUAAAUGAGUUACACUUUAUUUUCAGCCUUUCAUUUUGGCACUGCUUUGUUUUUCUACUUGCUAAAAAACUUGGCAUAUUGGGAAGAAAAACCCAAUGCUAUGAUGUGUUUAAGUGUAAUAAAUUGGCACAUACACCAAUAGUAUGUUAACACAAUCACUAAGUUUAUUGGUAGCCACAAAAAUACUUCCCUGUCUAGUGACCCAUUACAAUUGUUGUGCAACAUUUUCAUUUUUUGUUGAAGAACCAUGAAAGCAGAAUUCUUUGUUGAUAAGGCAAUUUAUUAUGGCUACGGUACUGGAUAUACUUACCUGGAGGGACGUGGGUGGCACUGUGGUCUAAACCACUGAGCCUCUUGGGCUUGCCAGUUGGAAGGUUGGUGGUUUGAAUCCCCGUGAUGGAGUGAGCACCUGCUGCUCUGUCCCAGCUCCUGCCAACCUAGCAGUUCGAAAGCAUGCCAGUGCAAGUAGAUAAAUAGGUACUGCUGUGAUGGGGAGGUAAACAGCAUUUCCGUGCACUCUGGCUUCCAUCAUGGUGUUCUAUUGCACCAGAAGCAGUUUAGUCAUGCUGGCCACAUGACCUGGAAAGCUGUCAGUGGACAAACGCUGGCUCUCUCAGCCUGAAAGCGAGUUGAGCACUGCAACCCCAUAGUCACCUUUGACUGGACUUAACCAUCCAGGGGUCCUUUACCUUAAAAAACAACAACAAAAAACUUUCCUGGAAAUAAGUUCAGUGAGAUAAAUGGAAGCUCUGAAUAGAUAUGUAUAUUUAAUAAAUUUGUCCAUAAAAAUACAGUAUUUUCUCAUUGCAGCUUAACAACAUUUAAACACUGUAAAAUUAUCUAAAAUAUAAGCAACAUAAACGGAAUCACAACAGCAAAAACAUAGGAUUGUAAUGCAAACAGCAGUGUUUAUGCUAAGUUUAAAAAGUCUCUGGCUCCAUUCUUUCAUAAGGUGUCUCUUCUUUUUAUCCUGGAAACUAAAAUACUCUUAUCUUUGAAAUUAAAAAACAACAACUCUUGAGGCACAGUACAGAGGCUGGGUUCCAUAAACUCUUACACUGGCUUUCCCCAUUGGUGAGCACUCCUGUACUCUCUGUGAAAGCGCCGUUUCUGCCAAUGACCACCUCUACUUUCAUGCACAAAAAAACCAUGGUGGCAGAAAGGAGAAAUGAUUUCUUUCCCACUGGGCAUUUGGGAGAUGCAGCAGAAAGGAGAUGCUGCUGGCUUUUCCUGCAACAUCAGAUGGGAAGAAAAAAUGUCCCUUUGGAGGGACUUCAGGGAAUGAUGCAUCAAUGGUAAGCACUGGUUUACCACUGUUAAGCAAUGAUUCAGAUAGUAAACUAAGUCAUAAACUUAAAACCCCAAAGUGUUUAUAACCUCAUAUCCUUCUCAGUGCUCAGUUGAGAACACCUUGCUCUGUGCUACCUGCUCUGUAUGAGGUUUAGACAUCAAAGGAUCAUGGAUACUUUUUAAUUAAUUUGCAGAAUUCCUCCCACAGGGAGUUUGUGGAGGUCCUUGCCUUGAACAGAUUUUUGAAACAGUGUAAAAUAUUUUUGUAUGGAUAAACAUUUAGUAGUUUUAAAUAAAUGUGGGGGUGAUUCAGGGAGGGGAGAUAUGUAACUUCAUGGCUAGUUCUGAAUCUCCAGUUCAAAACAUAGGCAGAGGACUUUCCCAGCCUUACUGAGUCUUUGGAGAGCUGUUCCCAACAAUACUGGGCCAGAAAACUAAUUUCACCUUUGACCUUGAAACUGUAUUACAAGCCUGUAUUAGAGCCAAAGCAUUUUUAUGGUGUGACAUAUUCUAUGAGAAUAAGGGUACCAGGUAUUAAGGGUUCCUUCCCUUACAUUGGAAGCUGACUUUAACUUUGUGAGCAACUGUAAAAUAAUGCCCUCCAAACUAUAAUAGGGUAGGUUUCUGCUAUGCAUAUAAGCUGUCAGGAAAAUGUCAGAUUGUGAAUGGCAUCUUCUACCUUAAAGGUCAGACAAAGGAAGGGACCUUUUAAAUCUCUUCAUUUGUAGUGUCUCAUUGGUCUUUUGAUUUAGCUGAAGGACAUGCUGAUGUACUUAGUAAACUUUAACCUGCCUGCUGCUUUUUAUAGCUUGCUUGUUCAGUAUCUGCCAGGUUUGUAGAUCAUGCUGAUUAGGUGUUAAUUUUGUGUUUCAGUUCAGUCUGUUUAAGAUGCUGAAUAUCUUCGACUGUGUGCGCACAAUAUAUUUGUACACUGGUUGGGCAAUAGUUGAAGGUAAAAAAUUUUAACACAGUAAUAUGUUUCCACCAGAGGUUCUGAAAAUUACAGUAACUAGGGCAAUGGCUGGGAUCCAAAGAUCCACACAACUAGUUCCACACACUUAUAAAGGAUGUUUGACAGUUUCCUUGAGCUGUAGCUUCUUAUGCCACACAACAAAUUAUUUUUGAUAAUCUGGGGAUUUUUAGAAGUUGUUUGUGUUAUAGUAUGGGGUGCUUUGCUAUUCAAAGAGAAAAAAAUAUUACUUGGUAUGCAAAGGUACCUAAAGUAGAUCUUUGAAUACAAUUGCCUUUUGAAGGUAGCAAUAUUUCAGCCAGGAUAUCUUGGAAUUCCUGGCAUUCAUGUCUAGCCUGUUGGUCCAUUAUUUCUAGAUCUAGGCAGAUUUGGCCCUCCAACCUCUGAAAUUCCUGAUGUCAGCAACGUUGUAAUUAGUUAAACUCAGCCAAGUGGUUAUACAAGUUUAAGAACAACUUUUGCAUAGGAAUUGACUUUGACAAAGGUUGUCAAACUGUCAUCUGAAUGCUGAAUUGCAUUCUUUUCCUGCAUAGAACAGGAGUCUUGAGCAGAGGAAGCUGUUGCUUUGUUUUCUAUUAGCAGAUUUACUGCUUGGAUACUAUAAUCCACAUUGGAUGCAAAUCAGUGGGAAAAUGUGGUUGCCUAGAUAAAGCCUUAUAAUUACUGUAGCUGCUUUCAUUUGUUCACAGAUGUGAUCUUACAAAGCUCUUUCUGCUGUUGGGUGGAAAUUGGUUUGAUUUCAUGUAUUUUGGAGAAUAAAUAACUUGGUUACAGUCCAAUAUAUUGGGCGGGCUAGCUGUCUGGCAUGGACUAUAAAGUUGUAAGCAGUGGUGGAUUCUGAUUGAGGGAUUAGCUGCUCAUCUCACUGCUCACUUUCCUGGCCUCUACAUGCUACUUCUUCUCUUAGAACUUUGUCCUCAUCCAUACUUUAAUGAAUAAGGGAACAGAUCCUCUUUUGAAGAGCAUAGUGCAUAAGAGAGAAUAUGAAGAAGGAUAUAUCCUAGGCUAAAGUUAUUGUGUUUUAAAGUUCAACACACCAAUUAUCCACACAUAGAUUGCUGGUAUAUAAAAGUCUAUCUAUCUCUAAAAUACACCUAAAAUCUUAAUAGAACAUAUUAUAAUAGAAGAUGGUGUAAUAUAAAAUAUAAUGAAAGGCUAACUGUUAAAAGCAUAGAUGCAGAACUUGUGGCCCUCCAAAAAUAGCUGGAUUAUAGCUGCCGUCAUCUUUGACCAUUGGCCAAUCUGGGUGGGGCCCCAACAACAUCUGGAGGGCCGCAGGUUCCCCAUUGCUCUGUUAAAGUUAUUCAGAUUAUAGGAGCAGUACAUGGGAAGUGCAACCUUGCUUCUGCUUCACAACCUCUGUGAAUUUUGAUACCAUCAACCAUGGUAUCCUCUUGGACUAGUGUCACGGGAUAGGAAUUUUGGGUGCUCUGUUAUUGUUGCUCUAGUCCUAUCUACAUGGCUAAAUUCAGAGAGUGACAUUGGGAGAGUAUUUUUUAGCCCUGUGGCAGUUGUGCUAUGUCUCGUGCCCUCCAGAUGUUCAUCAACCCCAGUCAGGAUGGCCAGUUGCAAGGAAAACAGGAGUUGUAAAGAACCUCUGGAGGGCACCACAUUGACUACUUUCUGUUGAAUAACAUACAGACUCCACAUUCGAUCCAUAUUACCACAGCUGGCUACUGCUGCUGAAAAUAUCAACAUAAGGUUCUAUAAUAAGGAACACAGACCUCCCAUUUUAUGAAAAAUGUUUUCACUGGUGCAUGGGGAUUCUGUAUUGUGCAUGCACUGUAUUAAUGGGAAAACUUUGUUUUGAUCUCAUUUCUCAGCAUUUUUUCUAAAACCUGCAUUUCUUUUUGUAAAAAACUGAUAUUCCCUACAGUUGUUCAAGCUAUCACAUGUUUCCUUAAUAGUCAGGGCUGGCCUGUCUAUGAGGCAGGCACCUCAGGCAGCAGAAUCCAAGGGGCACAUCCAUGGGUGCACCUUUCCCGCUGGAGAAGCAAGAAGUGGUUGCAGUGGGUUCUGAUGAGAUCUCAUGAGAGCCCGCAAUAUUUCACAGAUGCCUCUGGAUACAUUGGGCAAUCUUGCCAGAACCUUGGAAGCUGCAGCUGCACAACCCUGGUCAGCAAGGCUUUGGUGGAGGUGGCAAGGGGGGAGGCAGGCAGUGCAUGGGCAGGGCAGCACCUUCCUAUUACACCUCAGCUGGUGAAAUUGGACAGGCUGCCCCUGUUAAUAGAUGUAAUCAAGAAUAGCAUUAGUAUUUCCAGUAAUUAUUCUCUGUUUGAGGUGUUGUUGCAGGAAAACUGGAAGUGAAUGUUUUUGAUGAACAUACAGGGUUGUACCCAACAUUAGUUAUACUCUGAGUAUAACUGAAAUUAAUGAGCAUGGCUAACCCAGAUCCAUAAAUUUCUGUGGGUCUGGUCUGAGUAAAACUUAGUUGGAUACAAUCCAUAGUUUCUGUUCUAAUUACUUGAUUUAAAAAAAAAAAAUAGUUCACAUGUCAGUAUUCAUGCUUGUACUAGCUGCUUUCCAGAAAACAAAUUUUCCAGUUCUGUAAGAGGCUUUCAAAUAUUAAUCACCAUUGCAUAGCUCUUUCCUUAAUGUAUCUGCUUCCCUGCAAAGCAUUUAAUGUCUGCAUUUUCUAUUUGCCUGCAAUAUAAAAUGUCGUAUGCUGAACUGCAUUUGGAUACUUGCUUUUGUUGCUCUCAAACAAGAUUUAAUCCUGAGCGUAUCAUGUAAGUGAAGCCUUAUUGAAAUCAAUUUGACUCCUGCUAGCACGAGUCCAUUUUCACAAGCUCGCAUUUUGUAUAAACUGCUGCCUGUGUGCACAAUUUGUUGAUGCCUUGUUUCUGGAUCUUCAUGGGGCUGAACAUUUAAUUAUAUGUAACCAUUAACUUGGUUCCUGUAAAUGUUUUCUGGUGCUUCACACGCUCUUGAAAGGCACUGUUGUCUGUUUGCAAGAAUAUUAACAUAUUAUCACAUUUAAAUGACAAUGAAGGAACAUUCAAAAACAGCCUCUCAUGUUGUUCAGGGCCACAUAUUGGUUGUUCAUGUAUUAUAUGUUCUGGAGUGUGUAGGACAGGGGUGGCUAACAUUUGGCACUCAAGAUGUUGGAUUCCUAACUCCAUCGCUCUGACCAUUGCCCAUGCUGGCUGGAUCUGAUGGGAAGCCACCUCUGGUGUAGGGUGUUAAAGGUAUGUCUUUAAAGUUAAAUGUGGCACCAUUCCCUUUGGGUCAAAUAUGGAUUAGCUGUUUCUCUUUAUUGACAUGCUACAUAGUUGCCUUGGCUUGAUAUUUGAGUGGACCUAGUUUGCUAAAGGAGUCUUGUUGAAUAGACAAGCAUUGGUUGUUGGGGCCUUCAUGUGUUGGAUCUGUCAGUUAAUUCCAGUUGGUUCUCAAUGCAUAGUAACUAUGCAACUGUAUGGGGGGCAUGGGUGUUGAUGGGAAUGCUAGUCUUCUGAAUUCACUAUUGAGAUUUGAACAAAUUUGUAUCAUUUGGGGAUUCGUGGCUUUUUAAUAAUAAUACUGUGGUGGUAUUGUUCUUGUUUGUUACUUUGGUAUGCAUUUUUGUAUUUUUAUAUUGUAAACCACCCUAUAAUUCUUGGAUGAAGGGUGGUAUAGAAAUUUAAUAAAUAAUAAUAGCUGCGGUGCAUGCAAAACUUGAAUAGUAUUUUAGGGUUAAAAUAAAAAACCAGUUUCCUGAAAAUCAGCUUUUUCCUGUAGAGGCACCAGCAUGUAGAGAGCUGAAAAAUUAUUUUGGAUUUCUGAAUAUCAGUUUAAAACUUCUAGGCACUUGUGUGACCACAAUUUUGGACUUUUCCCAACCCUAGCUGAUACAGUGUUGUGAGGUAGCUUAGGUUGCAGAUUCCAGUUGACUUUCCAGCCACUCUGUGCAAUCCUUGCUCUCCUUUAGGUAUGGUAAACUACUUAUCCAGAGGGCAUAUUCUGUAUUGAGCAAGUUGCUCACUGUGAGAUUGUAAUAGUCACUAUAAAGUUAUAAAUAUAAUGAUUGUUCACUAUGUUGUAAACAAUCACUCCUGUGAAAAUGCUGUAGGUGUGAAUGGAAGAAUAGUGGUCUUGGGUUUUAUUUGCAUUGAAGCAGCUUUAAAAGUUCACUUCAACAGCUUGCCAAACUUUUUUUUUUUUAAAUGUUACCGUACUCAAUGUUAAAUGAAACAUUAAGUUAUAAAGUUGAAUGUGUAUUUUACAGGUGAAGCAGGCGACUAAUCAGAUUGUGAUGAAUUGUGCUGACAUCGACAUCAUUACAGCUUCCUAUGCACCAGAGGGAGACGAAGGUAAGAGGGAAUUUGCAUGUAGCUUCUGUAUGUUCAGUCUCCAGAUGCAAUAUUGAUCAAAUAAUGAAUUUAGUUGUACAGCAAGUGUUUCCAGAUUGUUUGGACAUAGUGAAUUUAAAGUAAUCUCUCCCUUCUACAUUUUGGAUGAUGUCUAAAAUCCUCAGCAUAUUAGAAAGGAAAAUGUAUUCAAGUAAAAAAGAGAUAAUGACUUGGUUUCUUCAUAAUACUGAGCUAAAAAAUGGUUAAGUAUGAAUAUCCAAGUGUGUUGGGUACACAGAAUGAAAAUUUCACAGCUGCUUUGCACCUCCCCUCGUUUUGCUGCUGUCACAUUACCCAAAGCAAAGCCAUGGUUUGACUUAGUGUUAUAUGUGAACAUGGGCUCAUAGUCUAUCUCACUCUAAACAAACCGCAAGCUGCGUAGUAGCCAAGGUUUGUUCUUGCCUUACUGCUCAUGGUUUCUUUGGGGAGAUAUGUGCAAACCUGGGCUUGUUCAGCAGCAGCUGGGUCUGGGGAAGAGUAAAAUGCCUUUAGUUUUCACUUUGUGUACUCAUGCAUAUGGAACCAUCGUUUGGCUUGGUCUUAUGUGUAACCAGGCCAUUAUAACUUUUUUGCUUUAAAACAUCUUCCUCUAUCAUAUUAUGCAGCUUGUUAAUUCAUGCUUAGCCAUGGUUUGGCUUAGUGCUACGUGAGAACUGGGGCAUUAUGAUAAAAAUCUUGGGUUUAAUAAGAUUAUGGCUUGUCCCAGUUCUUCAAGAAAGUGAAGACACUUGAUUAAGGAGGCAUUGUUGUGGCUGCCAGCACUAUCACCUCAGUAUUUUCAGCUGCUGCAUACUUUGUACCAAGUCUACAAACAUGUGAUCUUGAAAACUGGGUAUAGUUUACCAGCCAUGUAUGGUGUUACACUAGUGAUGCAAAACUGGUUUUGGUUGCUGCAGGGGAAUUGUUGAGUAUCUGACUGUCAAGCACAGAUGGUUGGUAGGCUACAUUUGUUUUGGAUGGUUGUAAGUUUGUAGGCCAGCCUUCGAUAAAAUGCCUAUUUAACAUGCCCUAGAGAUGACUUUUUGAUCAGGAUUUAACUUGGGCAAUGAUCCACCCUCCUCUGGAAUGUGUGACUUGGAUUACUUGAAUGAGUAAUCUGAAACUGGUUUGUUUUGUGGAUAGCUUUUUGUGGUGCAACUUCUCUUUGUGACACACUGGAUUGAACUGCAGUGGUUGUGUGUGGUAGUGACAGCAUAAGAACAGAAGAGCCCUGCUGGGUCAGGCCAAAGGCCCAUCUAGUCCAGCACUAUUUUCACAGUGGCUAACCAGAGCCUAUGGGUAGAUCAUACGCACAGUAGCUCUCCUGCUUGUAAUGCCCAAAAAGUAGUGGUCAGAGAAGCAUUGCCUCUUAACACUGAAAAUACUACAUAGCCAUCAUGACAAAGUAAUGAGCUUAUCAUGCGUGGUUAUGUCCUCUUUUAAGUCAUCCAGGUUGGUUGCUACAUGUUACUGCAGUGGAUUCCAUGAUUGUGGUCUGCCUCACAGUAAGGGAAUGGAGUAGACAAUCAAUUAGACUCUCUCAGUCAGCCAGUCCUAUGCCAUUUAUAUAUAACUUCAACAUACAAAAGAUGAUAUGGGGGGGGGGGGUAGAAGAGGAUUCCUGGUGACCUUUCCACCUGCUGAAACCUCCUUUUCUCUCCCCAUUGAGAAUUUUAUCAAAAUUGAACAGGGGCGGGUGGGCAGAUUCCUGCCUCUUUAAAUCUAUGUUGGUACAUUUGAGCUGACAGGAACACAUCUGGGUUUUUGGAUUCUCUGCGAAGCUCAAAGCACAUGAUAUCUGGUGAGAGCACAUGGAUGGGGACCAGAAAGCUCAGUUCAGCAGGGAUUUUGCAUGUGUGCCAAAAGUAUGUUCCUUAUGCAGCCGAUGGGGAGUGGGGAUUUUGACCACCUUUCAUCCCUUGGGGAUGAGAGAAGAAUCUGGCCCAUCAGCUGAAUUCAGUUCUCCAUCACCUGUACACAGAAGCAGGUAUAUUAACCAUGAGGGGCGGGGUUGACUGUUGGAUGGAAAGCAUCAGACAGAUAAUUUUUUUAAAAUAUAUUAUUUAUUGCUACUAUUACUUGUGAAUGUAUACGCCACUUUUUUGCAAGACUUACACAAAAGUAGUAUAGUUUUAAAAACAGUAAUGACACUUUAAAAUAGUGGGAGUCAUGGGAUUGCAUGCUCCUUCCCUCCUCAAGUACGAUUUCUCUUCCCAGCCUUAAAUUAGGGUUACCUUUUAACAAAGAGCUGAGACCAGGAUUUGAGGUUUUUCCCAUGGUUGAGAGACCCCCAUUAGCAUCAUCUGUGAUUACUAUUAGUGCUGAUGUAACAUGGAACCACAAUUAAGACUGGCAGUGCAGGGGAAUUCUUGUGGGAGGCAAGGGGCCAGAAAGAUCUAGUAAGCUAUCCUUCAAUCCCUCAUAAUCUCAUAAUGGUGGUUAAAAUAUUGGGAUUGUUACAUCUGUACUGGAACUAUAUGCCUUAUCUUUCCAGUUAGCUGACCAGAAACUUUGCCAUUAUUGAACUUCCUAUUCUGGCUUUCUCAGUGUUGUCAUGCUCCAGUUCUGAAGGCCUUGCCUUUCAAAGUUUUUAAUGGCAUGCCAAGCCAUAUCUGUAUUAAAAGCUUUUGUGAAAUUCAAAGCAUAAUUUAUCUUUCUUGUGGUUGUGCUGUAAAAUAGAGGGUGACUGAAAUGUUUAAUUUCUAAUAUUUAUAUAUUUCUGAAGGAUUAAGGCAAUUUAUAAAUAAAGAUUGCUAAGAAAGAUAUUCUAAAAACUGCUGAUACGUAGUAGAAGUCUUUGCUACUUGCCUAAAAGUGAGCAGUGAUUAGGUCAAGUAUACGGUAUUUUUUGCUCUAUAAGACUCACUUUUUCCCUCCUAAAAAGUAAGGGGAAAUGUGUGUGCGUCUUAUGGAGCGAAUGCAGGCUGCGCAGCUAUCCCAGAAGCCAGAACAGCAAGAGGGAUCGCUGCUUUCGCUGCAAAGUGAUCCCAUUUGCUGUUCUGGCUUUUGGGAAUCAGAAUAUUUUUUUUCUUGUUUGGCUCCUCCAAAAACUAGGUGCGUCUUAUGGUCUGGUGCGUCUUAUAGAGCGAAAAAUACGGUAGCUCAGGGAGUUAUUCCAAACCUGGUGCCACAACCAAAAAAGGCCUCCUCUCUCACGCUUCUUCUGCACAAGUGAAGGUGGUGAGGUCUCCGAGAAGAUUGGCGGAAAUUCUUGGAGAGCCAGUUCUUAAAAUAGUUUGGACCCAAGAUGUUCAGAACUUGAGCUGAGCCUCAAAACAAAUUUGUAAAUAGUGCAGCUAGCUAAGAACUAGUUUAAUAUGAUCUGAUCUUCCAUACUGUAUUUGGUCAGUACCCUGUAAGUCUCAUUCUAAACUAGUCUAUCUUCAAGGGUAUUUCCAUGUAAAGCAUGCUAUAGUAGUUAACAAGGAGGUGACCAGAGUAUGAAUAACUGAGGAGAGGUUUGGUUUCUCAAGGAAAUGGACGAAGCUCCUCUUUCCUGCCUCCACAUGGAAAUGCAAGGGUGCAUUUGGGCCUAGGAAUAUUCCCAGCAUGCAAACCUGCAGCUUCAGAAGGGAGUGCAACCCUAUGAAGAGCAGGCUGUAUGCAUACUUGCACUAUCAUCAGAAUUGUUCAGCCUCUGACUUGGGCUUUUGUGAGACCCAGAUCUGUCAUAAGGAAGCCUGUCUCAGUGGCUAGUUGGAUCCAGUCAGUAGAAUUGACAUCUGUGGCUUCUCAGGGUAUGGUGAUCAUGGUAUCCUUCAUAAGUUAAAUCCUUUCAGGUAAUGGAGUUCCCUCCUGUGUGGCCCUUUGCUUUACUCCCAGAAUUAACGUCGCACAUCAUCACAGCUUAGUGGAAAACAUUUGGUAUUGAAACAGGGUAGGCAGUAGGUGAUCUAUCAGGCAUUGGCAAUGAGAACAGACAUGUCUUACAUUUCCUUAUCAAUUUGAUUAAUUGUUUAGAUCUGCUUUUUGCUAUUCUAUCUGCCAUAAAGUGUUCAUUUUGAUCCACAAAAUGGAAUUUGAUCCACCAAAGUAGGUUUCCCCUAUGACGCACAGAAGAGAAGAUCCACACAGUUUGAUUUUGCAUUGCCUAUGCCACGAAAUGUUUUGGUUUUCUAUUAAUACUCUUUUUUUUGUCUUUGUGAUGAGAGCUCACUUGGAGCUCUGAGAGUAUCAUUUUUUAAAAAUGCAUUUGCUUCUCUGUUGUGGCUUGAGGAGAAUACAGUUGAUUGGUAAGGGCACGCAGGGUGAAAUGGAUUAUUCUUCUUUGGGGAUCUUGAAUUAGAUUAUCUUUCCAGCUCUGUGAUGGUAUGUGCUAGUGAAUAGAAUACUGGACCUGAGAGAUGAGGUUUCAAACCCUUGCUCUGUAAUGGACUUACUGGGUGAGCUUGGGCAGGACUUGAAAAAUAUCAGGUGUCUAAAAUGUUGCUCCUAACCUACAGAAACAUUUCAUGCUCCUUGUUCUCUAUCUGGCUAGUUUUCAGUCUAUAGAACGGUGAGAAUAACUCCCUUCAGAAUGGCUCUAAGGAUAAAGCAAUUGAGUUUUAACACACAGGAAUCAUUAAAUCUGUAGCUUCAGCCUUUAUUACUUCAAUUUAAUCUAGGUUGUAUCUAGUGGGAAUCAUAAGAGGGAUUUACCAGCACUACCAUAAAAAAUGUGUUUUUGUGUUUGGGUAGAUCCGUGGAAGACCUAAAGGAACGUGAUACAUUGCCUUAAAAAAAAAAACUAGGUUGAUUUUUAUCUGGUGAAUGGAAGCCUUUCAGUCUUGCAUGGGCAGCAUUAUGAAGCACACCAGCAAGUAUGUACCUUUAUUCUAAGGAAGCUGUGUUUAAAGGGACAAGAAGGUUCAGUGCUGCUUCUCCUUUUCCUCUCAUUCAGUUCCUCCUUUCUAUUUGUUUUUCUUCCUAUCCUUACAUUCAGCCAGCCACAUCUUCCCUUCCUUUUCCUUUUCUCCAAUUUUGCAUGUGUCAGCCUCCAUUCUAGCCAACUCCUGCUCCCACAUGUGCCUGUGUAUUUUUGUAUGUUGUGAGCUGCUAGCAUCCAUCAAACCUUAAGGUGUCAUCAGACAUUUAGUGGUCCCUGGACAAUAGUUUGAGAAGUGCUUCCUUACUUGGAUCAACAUGUCUUACUAGAGGUGAGUCAAGUCUAGCACAGUUAAAGGGAAUGGAGGGUCAUCCCCUCUGAAGUGCUCUUUGUUUUGCUGAGCCUGGAGUAUCUGCUUCACCAACCUACACCUCUGCUUAAGCCAGGAGGCCCAACUGGUUGCGAGUUCCCACCUCUGUUCUGCCAGUUUUGAGGUAGCAUGCAUGCAGUUUUUGGUUCCUUCUGUUUGGGAGGCAGUGUUGAUGUUUUCAUGAACUACAACUUUCUUAUAUACGUAAUUUGGGGUUCCAGGGAUGUGGAAGCAUUGAUAGUGUAUCCUGCUUCUGCACAUUCUGGGGUUAUCUGGCUGUCAGCUGUCAGAAAUAAGGUGAUGAGGUAGACCGUUGGUUUGACACAAUGCAUAGGUAUGUAGUUCUUAAUGCUGAUUUGGAGCUGGUAAUUAUGGAAUUUAAUUUAAAGAGCUAAUUAAUAUAUUUUUUGUUAUAAAACAAAAACCAAGAUUCUGUGGUAUAUUAAAUAUCCUUUAUAUAAAUCCUUAGCCUAAGCCUGAAUGUGCCUUGUAUAACUUUUUGGAAUGCCCAGUAAAUUCCUUUAAAAAACAACAACUGUUCUACAAAAUUCUAUGUAUCCAGUAUGGGCUGAAUAUGGGCCGGCCAAUAUACUCAACCCUGUAAAGACAAACUUGUAAUAUGUUCCAAGUUCUCAUGUCUGGGAGGACAGGAGACAUUCUGUCCUGGGCAGGGUUGCUCUCCCCUGUGAAGAGCAGAUCACAGGCUAGUUCACCAGUUUAUUGCCCCUUUUGGACAGAAAUGACUUGGCCAUUGUACUCCAUGCUCUGAUAACUUUCAGAUUGGAUUACCGCAGUGGGUUCUAUGAGAAGCUGCCCUUAAAUAUGACUCAGAAACUUCAAUUGGUCCCAAAUGCAGUGGCCAGAUUAUUGGCUGUGGUUCCAUUUAGAUCACAUAUAACCCCUGCCUUAAAAUGUCUGCAUUGGUUGCCAUUUCGUUUCUGGGCCCAAUUCAUGGUGCUCACAUUACAGUACUGGUUUAAAACCCUAAACGACUCAUGUCUCAAGAUGGGCUCCUUCCUCACAGUCCCUCUCAAUUUUUUUUAGGGAGGGGGUAACAAAGUUUUAUUCAUUUUCAUCUUUAUUUAAAUUGCUUGACAUGGUUGCAUUGAGAUAUAUCUUAGUUUACCUUAGAGUAUUUGACUUGCAACAAUUACAUAAAAUUAAAAAUAAGAAUAAAACAACAACAAACACUCAGAUAAACGUUUCUGAAUAGAUUAACAAAGUUGUGUCAAAAUGUGUAUACGGUACACAAAUUAUUGCAGUUAUUACAGAUAUUAAAAUAUGUAUAGUAAUGUGUAUUGCUUAGAUUGGUGACCAUAAGUAAACGGUAUUUUGUAUCAAUUACAAUUAGAAUUUAUAGGCGUUUAUAGGAAGGGGGAGUGAGGGGAAGGAAAAAAAAUAAAAUAUGUACUCCAUAUAUGCCAGAUUGUACUGGAAAAUGUGGGUACUAUUCUACCAUAUGCCUCAUUAUUUGUAUAAUCAAUAAAGUCACCCCAGGACCCUCUUUGGUGUUAAGAUCAGCAGAGGGUGCCCUCUUGGUAGCUCUGCUGCAUUCAGCAGCUUGGUGCCCGGGGAGAGAGUAUUCUUUGUGGCAACCCCUAAGUUGUGGGACUCCCUCCCCAUAGAGGUGUGUCUGGGAACUUUAUUACACAGUUUUUGGUGAAUGCUGAAGACGGACUUCUUUACUCUGGCAUUUGACACCUGAGAUGCAUAUUUUCAGCCCACCCUAUAUUUUCUGAUUACAGUUUUUGUAACUAAGUUUUUUAAAGUAUUUUUUAAUAUCGUACUUUAAAUUGCUGUAACCUGCCUAUGAACCUUAGUAUGAAGGGCAGGUAAUAAAUUGAAUAAUAAAAAUAAUAACUGCAUGGCUUGAUUGCAGAGGAAAUGUAUUUGUAAUAUGUUUAUUCAUAUACCUUGACUAUUUUUUUGAUAGGAUUAAGAAAUUUGAUUCCAUUUGGGAUACUGCCAGAGCAUAAUGGCUUUGAAAGUGGAAGAGAAUGAAUCUGGCAGAGGACUUGCUGGAUAAAUGCUCUGUGGCACCUGUUGGAAUGAGUCAGAAGCCAAUGCCUUUAUUUAACUUUACUAUGACUAGCUUUUAAAUGCCUGGCUGCUCUGCAAAAUGAAAUAUUGUCGUGUAUGUUUGCCCCUGAUGCAAAUAUUGGGCCAAAGGAUGACUUUAAAAGCAAAAGUUAGUGUAACUUUUGAGAUACACUUUGUUUUGGUAGGUUUGGUUUUGUAAGAUGUGUUUUUAAGUCCGUCAUGCAAGUCAUUCAUACUCGUGUACACUAAGCUAACAUUUUAAUAUAAGGAUAGUAGGGUUCUGCCUUUCAAGGUGAUGAACCACCUUGUAAAUAAAAAGUGCUGUGUAAAUGCUGAAUGCAAAGAAAGUGAAUCAAAUAAUGAGCAGAUCGCUCUUUUCAGAGAUCAGACAGCACACACUGUUAGUAAUUAGAGAACAGUAUUUUGUUUGCAGUGGGUGUUGGGUGUUCAAACAGUGCUUCUAUGUUUUCCUGGCUUGAGACAAGCUGCUUCUGCACAAUAUGCAGUAGUUCUCAGCUUGUGGUAAGCUAAUGCUGCCUGGUGGUGGGUGGAAGGGGGUAUUCCAUCCAGCACUAAGUUGCUAGAAUAUUAAACAUGAAGAAAACUGCUUUUUCAGGGCAAAGUUUUGAAAAAGGCUAGAACAUUCACAUAUUGAGGAUGAGAAUUAGUUACAAAAAUAGAUCUAAGGACGUGGAGGCAUUUCAGCCCUUCAGGACAGAGCUGACGGUUAGUAUAAAUUAAAAAGAAUAAAAUGGAACAAUCUAUAUACAGUGGUACCUCGGGAUGUGAACGGGAUCGGUUCCGGAACCCUGUUCACAUCCUGAAUAGAACGUAAGACGCGACUGCGCGGGUCGCGUUUCGCCGCUUCCGCACAUGCCCGUGACGUCAUUUUGACCGUCUGCACAUGCAUGAGCAGCGAAAACCAGAAGUAGCACACUCCAUUACCUCCAGGUCGCUGCGGAGCGUAACCCGAAAAUACUUAUCCUGAAGCAUAUUUAUCCCGAGGUAUGACUGUAGUUCAGUUUGCUUAUUAGUGGCUGACUUGGCAUCUUUAACUUCGUUUUCUGAAGUCUUGGGACCCUUUGCUACAUUCUCUUUUAAGAUACUGGGACUUCAUACAUCUAAGCAUGCAUUCUAGAGCUGUCGUGCUCCAAAAUGGCAACUAGACAUUCCAACUGUAACCUUGGUUUAAGGAGCCAUUUGGUACCUAGCUUAUAUAUCUGAGUUUCUAACACUGUUCUUACCACUAAGCUUACAUCAGACCCUCUCUUUUCCAGGAAUAACUAUGUAGAAAUAAAUAUGUUUAAAGUGUCUGGAUUUGCAUGUUUUUGCUUUAUUUAUUCAACAUAAUAUCCAGCUUCCUGAGUGUUUGUUCUGUGAUCUUGCCCCAUAGUUGCCAAACCAGAGAUCAAAAGAGGGGUGUGAAGCUAAAAGUGUCUGUGAAAGGGGGACACUGUAAGGGGAAUCUAAAGGAUUGAGAAUUGGAGCUUCAUCACUUUUGCAAAGUUUGCCUCUAGCAAAAUUAGUUGAUUAACGACUUGAGAGAAGUUUUGGUUUUUUCCUCAGAACCUGGAAUUUUUGUUGAGGGCUAGUUAGGGAUAAUGUUAUUACUCUCAGACAUUAAAUUUUUUAAAAAGCACAGUUCCUGUCUGAACUGGUGAGGAUUUCAGGAUUUCUUUCCCUGUUGCUGGGUAAAGAAGCCUCACAAACGUCUUUCAACCACCAACAUGAUUUCUGAUGUUAUAGAAGGCAUUUAGAUGAUUGAGCUGUUCUUCCCAGCUUGGGAGAAGGGGAGGGUUAAGAGUUUUUGAAAAUUUGUGGUGACAUUCCAAUGAUUCUUAAAUGGAGCCCAUAUAAAAAGUGUAAUAUUCACGCUUGCCCAGAGAGAAUUAAUUAUAGCACUUAGCAGAAGCUUUUAGUAGUUGUGGACUUGCCAAAUCCCAGGGUAAUAUCUUAGAACACAUUGUAAAAGCAAAUGGUGUCCUGCAAAAGAUCAACUCAUCCUCUCUUUCCCUUAUUAUUAUUCUCUCCCCAGAACUGUGGUCUAUUAUUAACUUGUGUGUAAAUUACCAUUCCCCUCCUCAGGGCAGGAAAAAUCACUGGCAAAUAAAAUCUUGAUGCUAGUGCCUUGAGAGUUUGAAGCAGAGUUGUAGUGCUACUGAUAGGAUAGUGUAGUGGUCAGUCAGUUUGGAUCAAAGCUUUGUUGCAAAGAGCCAAGCCAGUGCACUUAUUCACUACAUUGCUAUUGCACUUGCUAUUAUUCACAUUCUUAAUAGGUGGCCAAGGUUUAAUGAUUCAGAUCAUUGUUGAUGUCUUUGCUGAAGACUGGGGAGGAAGGGAGACAAGAGAAAAUAUGGGGACGAGGACAAUUUUUUGCAUUUAUAGCCAUUUUCUCCAUUUUUUAAGACUACUAUUAAAAAGUUGUCCAAGGCUAAAAGGCUCGUUUAGCCAGCUGGGGGCACCAAGUGAGCAGUGGGCCAAGUGGAAGAAGAUUUGUGGCCUGCAUUUGUCUGUUUCCUUCUAUUGCUGCUUUUAAUGGGUCAGUGGUUGUUCAUUGGAUUUUAAUUAGUUGUGCAUAUGGGGUUCCUUAUCUGGAUGCAUGUGUGUUCUUGUUGCCAGGAGUGAGUAAUUGUAUCCUAUGGAUAGGGAAAGGUGAUGUGUUUGUGAGGCAACUUUUCAAAACAGUAACCCAAAACCAAGUCAGACACAUGGUUUGCUUUAAGAUGGAGUUAGCUUGUUUUCUCCUUCUCUGAAGGGUAGGCCCUGAACCAAUGGAUUCAAGUUAUUAGAAAAGAGAUUCUGACUACACAUCAGGAAGAACUUUCUGACAGUAAGAGCUGAUCAACAGUGGAACUGUCUGUCUCGGAAGUUGGUGGGUUCUCUUUCAGUGGAGGUUUUUAAGCAGAGGUUGCAUGGCCGUCUGUCAUGGAUGUUUUAGUUGAGAAUCCUGCAUUGAAGGAGGUUGGAUCAGAUGACUUUAAGGGUCUGCUUGUAUGCUGCAGGCCCUCAGGCCUACCUGAUCAGACUUGACUUAUUGGUUUGUUAACCAACAUUGCUAGAGUUUACCAGUUGGGAUGUAAUGGAGAACUCCUGAUUAAUGCAGGCCAGGAUUUUUUCAGAGAAGCAGGCACACAGUGAAGGGAGGAAUGCACAAUCGUAGCCAAACCUCAAAUACAGUGAAUGUUUCAGUCCUAUAAAAGGGAAGGAGGCAUCCCAGUAUAAUCUAUUUCCUUCCCAGUAUGUGCAAUUCUGGCUUGAACACUUGCCUUUGUCCUUCCUUUGGAACAUAAUUGUGUACAACCUUUGGCCAGGGUCCAAGCUUUUUUUAUAUUGCAGGACUAUAAUUUGGAAUCAUUAAUUAAUUGACAUAUCCAUCUGGCCACUCUGUAAUUUCAGAAAUUGCUUUGUAGAUGCAGUUAUUUUAAUCUGUACUACAAGCUCUUUGCAAACAAAUUGUGAAUAUGCAUAGUGCUCUGUUGGUUGAAGGCUUAUAGUCUUUCAUGAUUCGUCAUAGUACUUUUAUUUGGUUAUAUAGCCAUAGAUCAUAAUAAGUGAAAUCUCAGAGCAGUAUUUUAAAACAGAAAAUGACAUGUGCAGUAUAUUUCAUGUAAUGACACUGUAUUCAGAAUCAACUAAGACUAAAUAUGCAAGUAAUUGCCAUGUUUCAUCAGAAAACCACAUUUGAUUUGUGUUUUUAUAUUAAAUAACUCUCAGUACGAAAAACUGCAGUUGAUUUCUACUUCAGUUUUUGUGCCCUGCUCCCCUGCAAGGAUAGGAGGGGGAAAACCCCAUGUGUCUAUUUGCCUGGAUUCCUAAAAUUUUUGUGCUGGUAUCUAUGGAUUCAGAAUAGUUUUCAGUCCUAAUCAGGGAUAACUCUUGAUGCUGGCUGCAAAGAAUUUGGCACAUUUCUAGAAGUCAUUUGUUGAAGUGAUAAGUUUAACUAUGUGAUAGGAAUACGUUCCCAUGUAAUCUUUACUGCUGCCUUGGAUGCUCAGGCUUGUUGUCAGGCUUUUGCGGCUUCGAAAUAGUAAGUCAGUUGCCUUCAGUUCACUUGAAAGAAGUAAUUUCAAAGUGAUACAGCCAUAUGUAAUCUGAAUGAAGUUACAGUGGUGCCUUGCAAGACGAAAUUAAUUUGUUCCGCGAGUUUUUUCUUCUAGCGAAUUUUUCGUCUUGCGAAGCACAAAAUCCCAUAGGAAUGCAUUGAAAAUCAAUUAAUGUGUUCCUAUGGUCAAAAAAAGGCCAAACAAAGCCAAAUUUGGUACAACAAGAGUUUAUUAAGUGCUCUUUAAAGUCACACAUACUGUAAAGAGCAUUUCAAAAUUCAAACCCAUAAUUUUUUUAAAAAAACAGCAGAGUUACCCAAUGGUCACAGAAAAUCAUAAAAAUGCAGAAAAAAAACAAGCUUCCAGAUUCUUGCAAACCCCUCCCCAACUGUUCCCCCAGCCACCCAGCACACAGAAAUUCAAAUCCAGAAUUUUUUUAAAAAAACAGCAGAGUGGCCCAAUGGUCACAGAAAAUCAUAAAAAUGCAGAAAAAAACACACAAGCUUCCAGAUUCUUGCAAACCCCUCCACAACUGUUCCCCCAGCCACCCAGCACACAGAAAUUCAAAUCCAGAAUUUUUUUUUCAAAAACAGCAGAGUGGCCCAAUGGUCACAAAAAACCAUAAAAAUGCAGAAAAAGAAACAAGCUUCCAGAUUCUUGCAAACCCCUCCCCAACACCAAGUCCUUGAAUUCCAAACACCCCAACCCAAAAUCCAAAAACCCCCAAAAAAGUUUUAAAAGUUUAACUUACCAAAUGGCUGCAAAAGAAGUUCUGGAAAAGCUUCAAAAAUCACCAAAGUCUUUAAAAACCUCAAAAAAGGCUACUAUGUACACUGCGUUCUAUGAGUUGCUCCUCGAAGUCAAGUCGCAACUGUAUUAAUGGUGUUAAGAAAAAGGAAACAAACUUGCAAGACGUUUUCGUCUUGCGAAGCAAGCCCAUAGGGAAAUUCGUCUUGCGAAGCAGCUCAAAAAACAGAAAACCCUUUCGUCUAGCGAGUUUUCUGUCUUGCGAGGCAUUCGUUUUGCGGGGCACCACUGUAGUAGGAAAUGUAAACUAGUGUCAAUAGUGAAUUGUUCCAGUCUUCAUACUUUCUUGAUUUAGUCUUCAAUCUUAAACAUAUUUUUUGUUGAAGUUGAAAGGAUUUACUUCCAGGUAAGCACAAUUAGUAUUGGCCUAGCAAAUUACAUCUUGGAAUAUAAAUUAUUUUUCCUUUUUUGGUUCUAAUGCAAAGGUUCUUACCGUGCUUCACAGUCAAGUUAUUUUUCUUAUGACUUCCAGGUGCUGUUUAGUUAAUGUUUCAUAAAAUGCAGUGUCCUUCUUCAUUGCCUGUAAUAGCUUGCAAUUCCUCUUUAUAAAGAUGAGUUUAGAUUGAGAUGUUUUUGUUGUAUUAUUUCUUCCCUCAGUCACAGUGGCUUCUUUUCUUUCUUCUGUUACCCUAAUCCUCCCUCCUUUUCUCCUCCUCAUUCCAUUUCACUUCUUGAAAGUUUGAUACUGCAAUCUCAGUAAGAUGAGAAUACCAAGAGAGUGGGGAAAUAUUUGAAAACUCUUAAGUGACAGCAUCAAUUUUUAUACAAACUGCUGCCUGAAAUUUUCCUAGCUCAGAGUAUCAAAGUAGAGGCAAAAAAAGAAAGAAAAGACUGCUUUCCGUUGAAGGAAGGAUGUUGCUUAGUCAGGACCCACUAGUGGGUCAUAGCCUGAUCCAAGUUGGGUCACAACAGGAGCACAACCACCAUGCAGAAGAUUAAGAUAAUAAAAAAUUAAGAAAUGGGUCUCCAAAUGCCUGUUUGGGUUAAAAGUGGUUCCAUGGUCUGAAAAGGUUGAGGAUAACAUGUAAGUGCCACAUGUCUCAGAAUAAAAGUCCUAGUUCAAGCAAGUGAACAUAUUACAGGCAACUCCCAAUUUAUGUGUGUUCUAUUUCUGUGCAACUGUACACAUGCAUGGUGCUGGGUACCUGGAAGUGGUACUCAUAAAUGGGGAGCACCUGGGCAACCAAGCCCUGCUGUUCCUCCAGCUCGUGUGAGUACUAUAUCCCCUAAACAUGUCUGUUAUGGGUGUGGCCCUUAGCAGUUACAGUUUCCCAGUAUUUUGCAGCUUCAGUGAACAUGGAAAACCCUUAUCACAGUAUGAUAAACUGAAAUAUUUUUUGUUAGUUGAAUACCUCUGUUUUCUGAUUAUAUGACUGAAUUGCUAAACAAUUAAGGGAUAGUACGAUACCAAGUCAGCACUAUGUAGAGUGUUCAGCAUUAUGAAACAACCACUACAGAAGCAACAUGAGCUUUCAGCGAGUAUUCCUUUGGGUUGUAUGCUUCUCCAUCCUGAUCAAAGGCUGCCUGUCAGGAGGAUUUAAUGGCACUUCUGGUUGGGAUAAGUGCACUUUCCAGACCCUGAAAUAUUCAAGGCAGAUGUUCAGCCCCUCCCUUUAGUUUGCUGAGAACACUGUUGCACCAUCCUGUUGCAGCAGGCUUUCUUUCCAUAUGGAAUCUAAAGAUAGCAGGGAUCAAAUUUCACUGAGUUUUUGCCCAGUGAUGAUUCAAACUGUUUAAACUUCACAUUUCCAGUUUGUAGUUUCGUCCUUCAGAAUGUCAAAUCCUUAACUGCUGCCACACUCCAAUGCUGCUUAAUUGCUCUUACUUAAUUGCUGCUGCUUCCACUUCCUAUAAAAUGAUGCCACCUCUCAAAACACCAUAGUCUGAAAUACUGAUUUGUUCUGUAACCAUAGGUUAGAGCAAACUAUAGUUCCCUAGGUUCAUUCAUGUGUGUUUAGAAUUGCUUAGUUAUAAAGCUAAAAUGGAAGUUUUUUUUAUUUUCUCCCCAGUGCAUGUGCGCGCGCGCAUAUGUGCAUAAGCCUGAAAGUCGAACAGGCUCAUUUCUGACAUAAUGCCAAACCAUAGCUUAACGUUAUGCUUUUAAAGUUUAUCCUAUUGAGUGUAAAGGGGCUAAAUCCCUGUCUGUUUUGGGGGGGUGAAGUUUUCUGCCUCCUGCUCACAAUUAGUUUCAGGCAAAGGAAGAGAGAGGUUGGACUUGCAUGUUCUUUUCAGUGGAAGGAUUGACAUUUGUUUACUUUGCUUUCACCCUAUUCUGAGGCAACUCUUGUCAGCCAUGGGUUAAGCACAUGCUUCUCAGUGAGGAGAGAUACAGGCAUAAGGCCCAUCAAGCCUUUCUGACUAUCCUCACAGAUCUACUUCAUUUGAACCUAGGUUUCCUACAGCCAAGCCUGAUGUUCCAAUCAAUCCACAGUCAACACUACUUCCCUUUUUGGCAUCUGUUCCCAGCUAUUCUGCUUUCCUUUAGAAAAUGUUCUCUGCUGUAUCACAAACAAGCAUGACAUCUGAGAUUGGUGGGUUGGAGCCAUCGAGAAUGACAUGCACUCAAGGAAAUUGAAUACAGUGGUACCUCAGGUUAAGAACUUAAUUUGUUCUGGAGGUCUGUUCUUAACCUGAAACUGUUAUUAACCUGAGGUACCACUUUAGCUAAUGGGGCCUCCCGCUGCCGCCGUGCCACCACCGCACGAUUUCUGUUCUCAUCCUGAAGCAAAGUUCUUAACUCAAGGUACUAUUUCUGGGUUAGCGGAGUCUGUAACCUGAAGCGUCUGUAACCUGAGGUACCACUGUACAUUGAAGAAAGAUGUUAGGUGGUGCCGCAUGAACUGAGUGUCAGUCUAGAACACACACCAAAAUAUUGUCAUGUGCAGAAAUGGCUCAUCAGCUGAGUCUUUAAGUAAGAAGUGUACUCUGAAGGUAGAGCUUUAUAUUGUAUUUAUUUUUACUUCAUUUUAGUAGUUGUGAAAGUUGAAGAAAGCACCCAUGUUUCAAAAUGAAAACUCAAAAUGCAUAGUUCUAUUAAGGCUUUAUUUCCAUAUUGGUUUUCUGUGUUCACAUUAAUUUCACACUCAUUUUAAGACUUGACUUUUUAAUGACAAGGAUAGCUUUUGUUAUCACCUUGCCAUGGCGAUCUCUGUUUAUUGAAUUGUAGUACAUUGUAGAAGCCAACAGUUGUGAUAAAUGCUUUUAUGCAGCUUAUUCAUUUGUCUGUUUUAAGAGAUUAUAUUUACUUGUGAAGUCUCACAGGCAGAGUGAAUGCACCUGUAUAGCUUCAACACUGCUUGUAGGCCCAUGUCUUGUGGUGGUUUACCUGGAAAAGAGAUAGGAUGAGCUCUUUACUUAAAUGAGCUUUGUGUAUUGAGUAUUCAUGCAUGUUACAAGAGUUCUUUGGGGAGAAUGGAAAGGGAGCUACUUCUGUUUUUUUUAAGAACACACACACACAAAAACGGAGAUUAUACGAAUGGAAGCUUGGUGGAGCAAAAAUAGAGCAAGUCCUAAAAUUUCAAUACCUAGGAGUUAUUUUUCAAUACAAUUUGGGGUGGAAAGCACAUAUUCAACACCUACUUAAUAAGGCCAAAACUCUGUCAUAUGCGCUCCUCCGAUUUUUCUUUUCGGAUGGAGCUUUGCAUGUUCCUCGGCCCUAAAGGUGUUCAAGGCAAAAGUGGUUCCCGUGCUUGCUUAUGCUGCCCCGCUCUGGGUCGUGAUGACAGACCUUGCUCCUCUUGAGACUUUGCAAAACCAAUUCCUACGUCGGCUCCUAAUGCUCCCCCUGUGCGUAAGCAACGCAGCCAUGCGUUUAGAAUUGAGGAUCGCAUCCUUAGAAACCUGCCUGUGGAAGCAAGUCUUCAAUUACUGGUUAUCAUUGUGGCAUAGAUUACCAGACCAUUACCUUGCCCAAUGCUUAUGGCGAGAUGAAUUCCCCAGCCUUUGGACCAGUAGAAUUCAUGCCAAACUCCUGAGCUAUGGAAUCUCUCCCUUAGAUUCCCUAAAACUAGAUCAAAUUACUGCUCAAAGACUGAUCCGCCAAAGACUGGAUGACAUCGAUUUACAGCAAAAUUAUAUGCUGGGGGGAGGUGUUUGUUCGCCCCAGAACAUUGGUAUCACUUUAACUUAUUGCGUUCCAUCAUACCUCUCCUCCCUUUCGACUGUUGCCCAUAGGCUGGCCUUCACCAAAGCGAGGUUUAAUGUUUUCCCUCCAAUGUCCUGAGACAUAGAUUCUCAAAGGGCCAAACCUCCGCCAUGUGCGAAUGUGAUAAGGAGAUGCCGGAGUCGCUUCAGCACAUUAUGUUCACUUGCCCCUUAUUUAAGGUGCCACGGGCAAACUUGUUGGGAUCAAUCAUACAGAAAUUAGAGGGUACUCCACCAAAAUUCCACCUUGCCCAAAUCUUGCAGGAUAAGGAUGCCCAUACGACCCUGAAAGUGGCUAGGUUCCUGGUCGCUGUCCUUACCCAAAAGCGUCGCCAAGGAGCACCACAAGCUAAUUAAGGCGUAGUAUGCCAUUCCAUCUUAUAGUAGCUUAUUGUUAUAGUAGUGUUUUAGCGGCUGUUUUUUUCCCAUGUGCACAGGCUGUUAUUUAUGUCUUGUUUUUAUCUGUAUGGGCCUACGGCCGUAAUAAAUUAUUAUUAUUAUUAUUAAGAGUUCUUUGGGGAGAAUGGAAAGGGAGCUACUUCUGUUUUUUUUAAGAACACACACACACACACACACACACACACACACACAAAAACCACAAAGCAGACUUUGCUCUGGGUAAGCAUAGGAAGCUACAAAGUCCAGGUUUUAGAGUAUUUUGGCUUUUUAGCUCAAUAUUGUUUGCUUGUGAUUGGCACAGAUCGCAGGCAGAGGACUUUCAUGUCACCUGAUUCUUUUAACUGAAGAUGCUACGGUUUUGACCAGGUACCACCUGGAUGCUCAGCCAAUGUGCUAUUACACUUUUUUCUAGACACUUUUGGCAAAGAACAGUAUUAUAUCUAAUAGGUUUCUUUUUUUAGCACAGAAUACACUGAUCAGCAGGGUUUGCAGACGGUUGUAAAAGCUUUUUUUUAAUAAUGAUUUAGGAUUAUUCAUGUUCCAUGUAUUACCUUGCAAGUCAAGAUAUUUUAACUUUUAACCAUGGGAACACAGUUUCCUUGAUUGCAACUGUCUAUAUCCAAUCAAAUCCAAUGCAAUCGCUAGCAUACACCCCUAUAGCAAAGUCCAAAUUGAUUUGACUAUCCACUUGUACCAUAGAUAAUGCAUGUGAAAAAUCUGUGUAAAUGUUUUUUUAAAAGGCAACUAUGGGGUGCGGCGCUCAUCUCGUUUCAGGCCAAGCGAGCUGGCAAUUGUCCACAGAUAGCUUUCUGGGUCAUGUGGCCAGCAUGACUAAACCACUUCUGGUGCAACGGGACACCGUGAAGUGCUGUUUAGCUUCCUAACGAAACGUUACCUAUUUAUCUACUUGCACUGGUAUGCUUUCCAACUGCUAAGUUGGCAGAAGCUGGGACAGAGCAACGGGAGCUCACCCCACUGUGUGGAUUUGAACCCCCAACCUUCCGAUCCACAAGCCAAAAGGCUCAGUGGUUUAGACCACAGCACCACCCACUCCCUAAAAAUCUGUGUAGGUGCUUUGCAAGGAGGGGUGUAAGCGAUGCCAGACAUGGGCAGCUUUCCUUUCCUAAUCCAGUGUUAGCCAUUUCUGAUGACUCAGUUGACCUCAAAAACAUUUGAGACACACAGAUUACAUUUCUAGGUUACCAGAAAGGAGAGAUCCAUACCAAGAUAGAACAAAGGCAGCUAUUUAGCAAGAUGGCAUCUUCCUGGGUUCUGUACAACAAUGGGGAUGUGUAUGUAAAAGACUUUAAUUCCUUCAUAUGCAUUUCUGUGGUCCAAGUAGUUAAUUUAAUCUGUUUUGCCAUUGCUACAGGGCUAUACGUUAUGGAUAGGUGCAAGAUACGACUAUACAAUGCUGCUGAUGAAUAGUGUCUCAUUGUGGUUUGCCCAUGUGUUACUAAACAGCAGGAUGCAAGCAACAGGUUUUUCACAUCCAGUCAGAAGCAAGUUUCUACUGCUAAUCUGUUUUUGUUUUAACUCAUUUACCACUCUGUUAAUAAAGUAAUUCCCACAUACUCUUUAAAAAAUGCUGUACACAUUUUCCCAUUUAGAUAUUAGAUAGAAAAAGGGAAGGUGGAAUGAGUACAUUUUGAUGCUAAGUGUUUCCAAAAUUGCCUGUAAUAUAUAUGGGACCAAAUUAUUUCUAGGUCUGUUAAGAAAUGAACAAGAAAUGCUUCCUCUCAUACCUACCUAGAAAUCAUGCCCUCUAACUUAAGGAAUAUUUCUGUAUGGAUCCUCAAUGCUGAAGGGGCAGAAUAGAAUUCUUCAUAGUAAAACAAAUAAAUUGUAUAUGCAUGUAGGGAUGUUCAAUGAAGAGGAAAAGGCUCUAUCCACGCAUCCUCAAAGACCCUCUUCAAUAUUCCUUUACUUGUUCCAGAACUCAGCCUGAUCCUUCAGCUAAGCUUUGUGGAACCCCUGUUACUUGUUCAUGCUAAUAGAUAGCUGAAUGCAUUUUGCAGAAAAUGAAAAAGUCUGCAGUUGGUCCUGAUUGUGCAGCUGUUGAAGGCACAAGAACCCCAUUUCCCCCAAUGCCAACCCUGAACUAAAAUUCAGGCAGCUGUCCUGGGAAUAAUUUUUAUUAGACAGAAAGAGGCUACUGAGUAGACAUGUAUACCAUGGUACUGUAGGUGAAUGUAGUGAAUUAUUAACAAGUACCUGAGCCACUUCUAAGCCUCUUUUCACAUUUUGUGUUGGCCAUUCAGAAAUAGCGUUCUUUAACUCAAAUUUAUUGUGUAGUACAGAGGUCCCAAACUGGUAUGUGAACUUCAUUUAGGUUGUCUAUGAAAUAAAUUUCUGUUAGGGUACAAUAAAAAUUCAUAUCCCAUCUAGCCUAGUGUGUUACAUUUGCUACAACAGGCAGAAAAAGUUAGUGGUCUGCCAAGACUUUCAACAGUUUUCAUGUGGUUUUUGAGUGGGGAAAAGUUGGGUAACCACUGGUGCAGUAUUUUGUUUACUGGAGACAAUAUGCCUCUGAUUGCCAGUUGCUGAAAACUGCAAGUUGGGAGAGUGCUCCUGCUUUUAGACUAUGUUAGACUUCCUAUAGGCAUCUGGUUUGCUACUGUGAGAACAGGAUGCUGAACUUAGAUGGAACUUUGAUCUUCAACAGGGGUGUGAGUGGGGCUCUGUGUGGGUUUUUGUGUUUGUGUGUGUGUGAGACACUAUCCUAAAACCAGCACUUGAGGCUUGGAUCUUAAGCCUUUCUAUAAAUUGUCAGCUGAGGAAUGUCAUGCUACAGUAGUUGUUAUGGACUGGGGGUAGCCAGUAGCUUUGUGCUGCUGCUGCUGCUGCUUCUGCUGAGAGAGAGAGAGAGAGAGAGAGAGAGAGAUAUCCCUGCAUGCCUCAUGUGUCCUCUCACUGUGCUUAACAAAAUACAAUUGGUACAUAUUAAAAUAUGGUUAUUCUGCCUGUAUUGAAUAGUUUUUGUGUGCACAUAAGCUCGCUACUGCACGUUACAUAUUUACAUAAUUAAAUAUACGGGAAGCAAAACUAAGGAUACUAGUUUGCUGUGACUGCAAAGCAGAAUUCUAGGAAAUACCUAAUUAAACCAUGUAAAAGUUUGAUUCCCUAAAAUUCACCUAGGUUUUUGGAUGUAUACCCUAUUUGGUAGUACAGUGGACGCUCGGGUUGCGAAUGUGAUCCGUGUGGGAGUGUUUACUAAACAAUUUAGUGUUUCUGCACAUGCACGAGUGUCGAAACCUGGAAGUAACCCGUUCCGGUACUUCUGGGUUCGGCGUGGUGCGCAACCUGAAAAUGCGCAAUCCGAAGUGUCUGUAACUCGAGGUAUGACUGUAGUAAUUAUCUGAGGCAAUACCACUCACAUUGGAUUAAGUAUGUUUUGAAAAUGGCUAAAUAGGUUGAUGGUCAUUUCACAGAUUGCUGAGGGGGUUGGGACUCAGAACAGGCACAGGGUCUGUGGAGUAAGAAUUGUUUGAAGAAACUGCCUUCCAUGGCUACUGGAACUUUACUGCACUCCAUUGCAAAGCUUUAAGCAGCUAUUGCCAUAAUUUUUAAAAAUCUGUUUUUCACAACCAUGAGUUUUAGUAGCAUUACAAAAAGGGGGGGGCGGUUCUUAGAAUUACGGAUGCAAGAGAAGUCUCAAAGUUCAUGUUGUUGCAGCCAUGUACUAAACCAAGCAUCUUUGCAUUGUAAUUGCCGAGCAGUUAGAAUGUGCUGGUGGGGCUUGGGAGCAGUAGUGGCAGGUGAUUAAAAAGGGGAAAGAGAGGAGUUUCAGAGUGAAUGUCCUCCCGUGUGGACCAGCUACAAGAUACGGUGUGACUUGUUGAGCUGUCAGUGCAAAAACUCCAUGUUGCAGGUUUUUCUCGGAUUAUAAGGGCUAGAGCAGGGGUCUGUAACCUGUAGAAUUUUAAGAGGGUACUUGUGGGCGUUGCCACAAAAUGACUGCCAUAGGAAGGCAUGGAGAGUCAUAAAAUGGCUGCCAUAAAAUAGUUAAUUACAAAAUGUUGGGAGGUUCCAAACAAGGCUCCUCCCCUGCCCCAAACCUAGUGAAGCAUGUGGGCCACACAAAGGGGACUGCAUUCUGUAUCAGAAAGUUGUCAGCAGAAAAUAGCACACACAUACAAUCCCUCCGCCACCUGAAUGUGGAGUUAGCCUGAAGGAAAGCAAGUGGGACACACAGUUUGAUAACUUAUUAAGAACGGCUUUUUCUCUGAUGGGACAGUGAGAAGAAAUGGGGGCUGGGGAGGAAAUAGCAGAAAGUGAUAGAAUGUUUCUUUCCAAAGCAUAGUUCCUCCCAAAUUCAGAAAUAGGCUUCCACGGAGUGUUGCUAUUUAUGAGGAGCUUCAUGCUGAGGGAAAUAAAUGAACCAACACAAAAUGAACCAACACAAUUCAGAACCAACACAAAAACUGAAAGGAGAGAGAAACAUGUUGAUCCUGGACUCAGCUAUGCAGCUGCAAAUUAAACGGUUAUGUGUAUUGUAAAGUGCAAUAUACAAAUUAACAAUAGAUGAUGGCAGUGAGCUAUGGAAGUUCAAUAUAUUUUUCAAAACCUUUAAAAAAAAGCAUUUUCACAGUGUUUUUUACAUGUGUGUAGAUUCUACCCAGGUCCUAAAAGGGAAUGGGUUUUUUUUAUUAUUCCUGCAUUCAAGCUGGGGAUCAAAUCUCCAAAAUAUAAUUGAUUGUGCAAAGGUAGCAGUGAGAUUAAUAUUGAAGACCACAAAAAGGGUUUUAAAAAUAUAUUAAGAAAAAAGAGGACAGGAAUUUAGCUCUUUCUUCCAAAAUCCAAGUGUCCUCACAUCACACGAAUGGUCAUUGCUAUUCAAAACUUUUAAGAGCACUUUCCUUUCCUUUUUUCAGAAAUCCAUGCAACAGGAUUCAACUACCAAAACGAAGAUGAGAAAGUGACCCUCUCUUUUCCCAGCACACUUCAAAAAGGUAAAGGGUUUCUCUACAAAUGUUGGUUUAGAAGCUAGAUGGCUCAGUAGAGGUCCAAAACAUUUUGCACCUCAUCCCCAGGGUAGGAUUUUCUUCUGUUGGAAUAUGUUUUUGAAAACUCAUCCUUCCCUGUAUUUCUCAAUAUGUUGGUAAUUGAACCAAAUAGAAUCCAGUUUCUUAAAGCUCAAGAAACUUUCCAAAAACCUUUAAAGCCCUAGUAACUGGAAACUGCCUCAUAUUUAGUUGACUUGAAUUUUCAUAUGAAUUUGAAUGGGAUUGAAGUACAGUUAAUCUAGUCUGGAUCCAAUUUAGUAACUGUCCCUCGGUAGGAGUUUAUGUGCACUAUUCGUCAUGCUGUGCCAAUUCAUUACAAAGUAGAAGUAGAUUAAAUUCAUGUUGAGUGACUCUUCUGACCAGGUUUGGGCUUUGUAUAGUAAUGUGAUAUGCUAGUCUUCAUGCCUGUCUUUGUAAUGAUGUUGGCUUCACGCCACCCACACUUUUGAUUGUAGCCACAUAUAUACAUCUGUAUGUCAGCUGAAGGAUAAAACUUUGUACAACUGGCAAAGUGGGCUCUGGUCCACAGAUGCUGUGUCACAAUACAUUUUAAUCCGUGUGUGCUACCAGAUUCCGGCGUGUUUCCUGCUGUUUGCUAACACUCCAGUCCCUCUGGGAAUGCUAAUACUAGUCCAGCCAUCAUAGAUGCUACUACACAGAAGCUACUACACAGAAUAAGAAAGGAACUGAAAUUAAAAUAAAGUAUGUCAACAAGCACAGAAUAUGUCAACAAGCACCGAAAUUCAAUACUGAGCCGAAUGAAGAGGGAUUUUGUCACAACUUUUGCAAACAUUUGCUCAUGGUGGCAGAAGUGGAGUGUUGAGAAACUGAGAGCAAAUAAAAACUCUCACCUAAAACAAAGAAUAAACGUUUUCAGUUACCCAUAAAGAAACUUUGCUUAUAAAAACCAAUGAAAUGCUAUGCAUAGUAUAUAUUGUUAACCCCCAAAACUAUAAUGACUGCAAGCCUGGUUAGAGAUCUUGCAGUGUUGUGUAGCAACAGGUUACAGGUGAUCAAGAUUCCCCCUUGGAAACUCUCCUUCAAUAUGUACUGUUACCUACCCUGUUUUGUCACCAUUUCAUAUAUUCCCUUCCCCAUCUCCUACUUCAUACCAUUGCCUUCUGCUUAUGUGAGAUGAUCAUGGAAAAAAAACUAAUGUUUUCUUUGCCUCACCAAGACAGUCUAUUCUGUGGGGCAAGUUAAUGUCCAUUGUGGUGAAUAUGACACAGGUUAAGCAAUAGUACACAUUCUGGAGGGGAUAAAUCAACAUGAGGAUACUGUCUUGAACAGCAGCCUUAUUGCAGUCUUUUUCCUUUUUUUUUUUUCAGUCUUAACAUAUAGUUGGCCUCCAAAAAGCUGUCAUUAUCACCUUGGUUUAUGAAGCUGGCUUGCUUUCACUAAAGCAUAAUUAUUAUUAACCACAGUUUAGUGCUUGGAUGAUAUGCCAAACUGCAGUUUAUGUAAAGUGGAAGCAGAGGCUUACAAUAUCUUCCUUAUGGUUGCACUGAGGGAGUGGGGGGGGGGCAUGGAAGCUCUGGGAAAGCUGGUUUAGCAGAAAGACCGAAUGCAGCCACUGGACUCUGGUGAGCUGCUUCAGCACACUUGGGGUUGGGCAUGAUGAGGUAGAAGUUGAUGCUUCUUGAACUAUUCAGUUUUAUUCAUGAUAUUAUUCUAGAAUAAUUAAAUUUCACUUUGAUGGGUACUUUUAAUGGGUAGUUGAUGAGCUUCACCUUUCAAAAGUAGGUGAUGGUAUGAGUUGUGAUGAGUGGCAGAAUGAAUUUGACCAACAGAAUUGUUUGGUGUUCAUCAUCAGCAAAACGUGCUGUGGGAACAUUUGCCAUGUGCUUUUCUGUUUGGAGCUGGAGGCAGAUGAGCUAUUUAUGCUAGACAGAUCUGUUUGUUGAUACCCAUAAAGUGUUCAGCUGAACUUUGGUUGGUGCUGCUUCAGGCAUUUAAUGCACAACUGCUGGUCAAGUUAGGCUACAGUCAGCACUGAAAUUUUACACACUGCUUUGAAAAUUAGUUUAAAAAACAAAGCUCCUAAAUGCUCUGCUCUAUAAACAAAUUAUUAUAGGUUGAUCCAGACAUUAUUUUGCUGUAUUCGGCAACUUACAAAGAUGGCAUUGUCAGUUUUAUUCCUACUCCCCCCCCCAAAAAAAAAUCCAGAAUGCUGGUCAAAUUUUACUCAUGAUAUUUAAUCAGCAGGUAUCUAAUUUGCUGGUCUGGAAUAGCUUCUAAAACUUAAACCUUCACUCAGGCCUGGAAAAACAACCCCAAAUUCUUGUGCUGUUAUCAAACAUUUUAGAUGCCAGGAUAAACGGGCACCUGAGAGUUCUGUGCUCUGUUUUCCAUCUCUGCUUUUAAGUGAUACAUCAUAUGCUUUCCUCUGAGUUCAGAUCAUCUGUGUGUGACUUCAGCUUCUUCCCUGCCAUCUUAUGCCGUGGAAUAGCUUAACAUGGAACAGCAGAGUUCUCCUCUUUAUUCACCAUGUUGUGUUCUUCCUCUAGGUAUGCUUCUGCAGCAAAACAUUUUUUUGAGUUGUCCAGGACUUGUAUGACAAGCUCUUUUCACUGCUACUUGGCUCUAGUUCCAUCCCUGCCUCCUAUCUCCAAGUCCAAAUUCCUACUUUGCUUAACUAAUCUAGGUUAGAAGUCUUCAGGGCUUGGACUCUACAUACACUUUGGUUUUGCUGCAUUAAUAUGUAGUGAUGGUGUUAAGGUUGUGAAUCCCUAACCUCCCAGCCCUAGCAUCCUUACCACAGCACCCUUGCAUUAAUCCACAUAAUCCUGAUCUGCAACAAGAGAGGAGGUGCCAUUUACACUAGAUAAAUUGCAUCUUAAUUGGAAUAUGCUUGAAACAUAUUGCAUCUCAAGGCAUUUGGAGAGGAAACAAGUUAUUCCAAAGGGACAACAAAUAGUCCAAACACCCUUGCCCAUUUGAAUAUUCUGGAUGGAGCACAUCCACACAGCAAGUCUUCAUAAACUGUCUUCCUCUUUUUAAUCACAGGAAUGGGGACGUUAAAAAUAGAUUUUGUUGGAGAGCUGAAUGAUAAAAUGAAAGGCUUCUAUCGAAGUAAAUACACCACCCCUUCUGGAGAUACUCGCUACGCUGCUGUUACCCAGUUUGAGGUAUGGACUCCUAUGAUUUGUUGUCUACCAUUUCCAUUAAUACUUUCAUUGGAAGUAGCAUGUCUUGUACAUGUACCCUAGAGUCUCUAACAAGACAAUUGUGUACUUUCUUAGCUGUAGCUAAUCUGCUGUUGCCUCUUUAGAAAUCCACCUGUUUCCAUUUCUUGUCAAUGAAGCAGCUGUGAUCUAGUAGCUGGUAGAGCCUUAGGUAAUAAACAGUGUUUUGGAAAGGGCUAAAAUUCACUGAUAGUCCUUGUUGUAAACUGUGUAUCUCUCCCCCCACUCCCCAAUAUUUAAUUUUUUUAACAGAAGCCUGGGAGAUGGAAAGAGUUGUCCAAGAUUUAACAUUUGGUUACCGUAUUUUUCGCCCUAUAGGACGCACUUUUCCCCCUCCAAAAAUGAAGGGGAAAUGUGUGUGCGUCCUAUGGGGUGAAUGCAGGCUUUCGCUGAAGCCUGGAGAGCGAGAGGGGUCGGUGCGCACCAACCCCUCUCGCUCUCCAGGCUUCGCGCAGCUCUCCGCAAGCCGUGGGAGCCCGGCGCUAGUCAGCAGCUUGUUGGGCUCCCACGGCUUACGGAGAGUUGCCUGCAUACUGAAGCCUGGGCGCACUGAGCUCAGCGCACCCUGGCUUCGAGCUUUGUGCAGCUCUCUGCAAGCCGUGGGAGCCCAACAAGCUGCUGACUAGCGCCGGGCUCCCACGGCUUGCGGAGAGCUGCCUGUUCUGGGGGCUGGGGUCGGGGGAAGCUCGGGCUUCCCCUGCCCCAGCCCCGCGCCUGGGGGGGAAAUAAUUUUUUUUUACUUUAUUUCCCCCCCAAAAAACUAGGUGCAUCCUAUGGGCUGGUGCGUCCUAUAGGGCGAAAAAUAUGGUAUGUGUAGGGGUGAGGUAGGAAGUCUACUGGAAAAGCCCCACCUCAAACCCUGCCUGGUUUCUGACCCUUUACCAGAAACUGUACAGUUUUUUUUGUAAUUGAUCUGCAUCUACUAUCCAUGUGGAAUAAGUGGAUAAUGCUUUUGAUUUAAACCUUGGAAGAAUUAUUUCAGUCAUUGAUUGGCUGAUGAACUAAGGCCUGAUUGGCCCUGAAUAAGUUACAAGCUGUGUCUGUUUGUUUGUGUCUGUAAAACGGCUUCCUAAUAACCUUCCUCACAUUGAAAGGACAAGGAUUGAAACGAAUUUUGUACACCAAGGGAGUAGCAGUCCAUGGGGCCGUGUUGUUCACCUGGCUUCCAAAUACUGAGCAUAGCUGCCAGUUCCUCUGAGGGGAGGGGUGUGGGUGUGGCGGCAGCACCAAUCUGACUCUCCUGCUUCUGCACCUGCAGUGCACUUGCUCACCUCACUCACGCUCCUCUCAAGAAGCAGUAACAGCACUGCAACAAGCUGGUGACUAGUGCUUGCCUUGCUUGUACCACCUCACUGGCUGCUACUGCACCAAAUAUAUAAUAGAAAGGAGCUUAUUAAUAGGAACCGUCAGGGAUAGAAGCAAAAUACAAGAGCUGCCAAGUAGAAUUAUUAUGCCUCUCCAAAUUUUAUGCUUCCGGUCUUCUUCAAAUUUAAUGGCUUUCAGUGUAGUUUUGUGCAUGCUUCUUGAAUACCUGUAAUUUUUUUUCUCAUUUCCUUGGAUCUUUCUUUUCAUUUGCCUUCAUGUUCCCCGUUGUUGGUCUGCAGUACAUUUCUGUGUUCCUCUGUCCAGGUUAUCUAAAGACUGUAUUCUACUUGGAAAAUGUAGCUUUUUGGAUUUAAGGUCUUUUCUUGCAUGGUACUGUCAGAAAUUCACCCUCACUUGCUUUGGCUAGUUAAUGUUCUUAUUUCUUUCAGGCUACAGAUGCUCGUAGGGCUUUUCCUUGCUGGGAUGAGCCGGCCAUCAAGGCAACUUUUGAUAUCUCAUUGGUGGUUCCUAAAGAAAGGGUAGCUUUGUCAAAUAUGGUAAGUGUUACUUAUAAUCUUGGUUUACCUGUGUAUGGGAAAUAGCAUUAUCUGAAUGUUUGACCCAGCAGGGUAAUAAAUGGGCAUCGUAAGGAGGAUAGCUUUCUAAGUAUGUGGUCACUAUUAAUUGAUUAUAUAAACAAAUCAGCACUGUUGCUACAACUGCAUGUGACACAAGCUUCACUAUGGAGAGACCUACUUUAGUAAUGAAUUACCAUUAUGUGUACUUCAACUGUACCAAAUGUCAUUAUCAAACUGUACUCCGGGUUUGGUUUGGUUUUGUUCUGUUUAGUUUGUGUUUAAUAAAAUACAUUUUUUGUUUUGUUAAAAAGUCAGGUGUUUAAUGAAUAAAAUGUAGAUUGAUACUGUAGUUGUGGCAAUGCCGGCAAGAAGAUCUAAGACAAUGGGUUGUAUCGAACACCAUUCGGAGUAGACUGAAAUUAAUGGACAUGGUUAACUUAGAUACAUUAAUUUCAGUGGGUCUAAUAUGAGUAUGAUAAAUUCUUUUUACAGCCAGUUAGGGAUUCUAUUUACAAUAAAGCAGUAUGUAUAUGACUUAAAAACAAACAAAAUAAACCCAAUACUUCUAAGUGUAUUUCUUCUACACUAUUUAUUUAUAUGUGUGUUAGACUCAGUAUGAUAUAAUGUGUGUGCUCAGACUUUAACACCCCGAAAUGGUUUAUUUUCUUACUAGUUAGCUUAUAUGAGUGAACUGUUAAGCUAUCAUUUUCAGAGAAUGAGGAAGUAGAUGGGAAUGACUGUGCAUGAAAGACUGGUGGCUAGAAAGACUGCAUGAGAGACUGAGGCCUUUUGUGGCUUGUUCAUGUAAAGCGAAACCAUGGUUGAUCAUUGUAUAUAAAUAGGCAUGGUGGUUACCUCUGGUAUUAUAUCAUGGUUUGUUGACUUAACCCUAGUUAAAAACUUGAAUGCGUCUUGAAGCAAAUCUUCAAGAGUGCUCCUGAGGAAGAACUUAUUUGGGCUAAAUAAACUUUUUUUUCUUGAGCACCUGGAGGUUCUUUCCUUUUUCCAAGCUAAGCCUGAAGAGCUUGUAUGUCCAUUUAUUGUCUUGCAAGCAGAGGAGCAGGGAAUACUGUCUAUUUCAAAUCAUUAGCUCAGUUCACGUGCCAUAAAUCAUGGUUUGCAAGCCUGUUUAGUGUGGUUCUGAGCAAACCUAGAAUUCUUCGUUUACAGCAACUCUCUAACCAAGGUUGAUGUAGAAAUAAUACUGAACUAUGGUUAACAGCAACCUAGGGGGAAAUGGGUGGGGAGGCAAGAGCAUGCAGGAUAGUAGUUGGCAAUCUAAAUAGUACGAGGAUCAAGAAAUUAAGAUUUUGGUGGUUACGGAGGCUGGAAAUUGUCUUGAUGACCUUUCCUACAUCCCAGCUGCAUUGGUAAUGGGUAAAACAAGAACUGGAGAUGUGGACCCUGUUGCCCCCCCCUUUUUUUUGUAAUGAAGAGCAACUUGGCAGAAAGCAAGGAGAUGGAUAUGAUAGAACAAAAUUAGGGAAACUGCACAGAAAGGAAAAGAGCAGGUUAAUGAGACUCGUUUCACACAUCUGUUUGAUACUGCAAAAUAGCACAGGAAAUACCAGCCCUGAUCUCUCCUGCAAUCUUGUGAAAUCUGGUGGCGCUUCAAAGCCAAUCUAACAAGUCUCUUCCAAACAUCUUUCCUUGGAAAGAAUGUCACUGAUAGGAGGCCCUACCCUGAUGAUGAAAACCUGGUGGAAGUGAAAUUUGCCCGAACUCCUGUGAUGUCAACAUAUCUCGUUGCUUUUGUGGUUGGAGAAUAUGACUUCGUUGAGACCAGGUCCACUGAUGGCGUGUUAGUCCGUGUUUACACUCCAGUUGGCAAAGCAGAACAAGGAAAGUUUGCAUUAGAGGUAAAGCAUGCUUCCAUAUCUUUCAGUAACUUUGACAGUGCCCCUGCUUUUGACUUGAAAUAUUUUAAUAUUAUUUGCACUUUCUUGCUUCAAUUGCUUAGCUGCCAUUCCUGUGUUAAAUUGGAGAAAAUCUGAAAAAAGAAAGAAACUUAGAUGCAUUUGCUUAAUGCAGGGAGCUUAUUGACAAUACACAUGGUUGUUUGAGUGUAAAAGGUCCCAGGUUUAAUCCCUGGCAUCGUCAGGUAAGCCUGAAGAGGACCCAUGUCUGAAACACUGGAGAGCUGCUGGUGGUCAGUGUAGACAAUACACAGUCAAACCUUGGUUUUCAAACAUCUCUGCUGCCGAAUGUUUCGGAAGCCGAAUGCCAAAAACACGGAAGUGAAUGCUUCCGUUUUUUAACGUGCCUUAGAAGUUGAACGGCUUCCGAGGUGUGUUUCUCAAUUUUCCUCAUUGAACUUGCUGACAGCCCUUUGAUCCUCAGUUUCCGAACGUUUUGGAAGUCUAACGGACUUCCAGAACGGAUUACGUUCGAAAACCGAGGUUCCACUGUAUUAGCCUAGAUCAGGCAUAGGCAAACUUGGCCCUCCAGAUGUUUUGGGACUACAACUCCCAUGAUCCCUAGCUAACAGGACCAGUGGUCAGGGAUUAUGGGAAUUGUAGUCACAAAAAACAUCUGGAGGGCCGAAUUUGAGGAAGCCUGGCCUAGAUGAAUUUUGCAUAAGGCCUGACUUGGGCAACUUCUGAUGUUCAUGCUGUGGCAGGGGGAACUUUGUUUUCCAGGCACUGGUUGGAAGUAGGGCAUAUAUUGUCACCUAAGCUGAACAACUUAUGAAUGGUUAGCUCCAUAAUAUUUUAGCGUCACCUAAUUAUUUAGGCUUCAGAGAUUUACAGCUUGUGUGAUUGGGUGGAGCUGGGGAAGAGAUGAAGUGAUAAAUUGUGAACUUUCUGUUAAACUUUUUUUUCCUUAUGGGUAAAACUGUGGAUACACAUACUACUUCAAAUUUGUUUAGGUAUGUCCCUGGGGGCAGAUAAAAUGGCUUUAAGACCUUACCCCUGUCCCCUGGGCAACCAUUAAGUCCUCUUUGGUGCAGGGUUUAGAUAGUUUUGGAAUUUGUUCAGGCCUCUCUUUUUUGCAGAUAUUCAUCAGAACACGUGUGUUCCUUUAUGUAAACAUGUCGCGUGUGUAGAUUUGGCAAAGGUCAGAGUUGACACAGUUUUAACAACAACUGCAGUUGGCUUAGGAGUAAAAGUUAAAGCACAAUGUCUUAAAGUCAGUUAACAGGUCUUCUUCAUUUUGACUUAACACACUAUGCUCUCUAUCAUUUUUCUCCUUUCCCCCCUUAGGUUGCUGCUAAAACGCUGCCUUUUUAUAAGGAUUACUUCAAUGUUCCUUACCCUCUCCCUAAAAUUGAUCUCAUAGCUAUUGCAGACUUUGCAGCUGGUAAAGUAUUUUGUGUUACCUCUGAGUUUUAUUUGAAUUGUAAAACAUUUUAGGAGAUGGUUGUGUGUAUCAAUAUCAAUAAACCUUUGUAUUUAUUUUAUAAAGGUGCCAUGGAGAACUGGGGCCUUGUUACUUAUAGGUAUGCUGUUAAAUACUGUCUUUCCUCCCUUCCGUGUCCUUUGUUGACUAAUUUUUCCACAUUUUAUCAGAUAUAGUGUAGAAAGCUGUAAUGAUUUGGGCUUGUUUGGUAAUUUCCUCAAAAUUAUUUUCCAUUUUGCGCAAGUUGAAGUUUCCACAAAAAUAGGUAUUUGAGCAUAUCCCUCAGAAAAGUAAAGCUUUAUAAAGCCACAAUAUUCAAGAAUAUUACAUUAUUUAAAAAAUGCAGCACCUUUCAUUUAGAUCCUUUGUUUGUAUCUUUUUCCACCCUUCUGUGGCCCAAUGCAGACACAAGCUACAAUCACACAUAAUGCCAACACAAAGUUUAGUAUUCCAUACUUACGGCUCAUAUGCUCUCCUCUUCUGCACUAUCAUGGCCACAAUGACAUUCUAGGCUUUUGCUUCCAUUUUCAAGUAGCCAAUUCCUAUUUCUGUCUGAACACAAGCAAACUAAAGUUUUUUGAAACAAGCCAACUUCAGGCUGUUGUUAGUGAUAUGUGUAUGCCACAGUAAACCAUAGCUAGCACCAACCACAGUUGUCAGUUUAAACAGAACAAGAAAAUGCAUGUAUCUGACAGCAGAAGAAAGUCUUCCAAUCUUCCGUGAUUGAAGAGGGUAGAUGGGGAGCAUACAAGACCGCAUACUCAAACUGUGGUUUUUUGUUGUGUGUGAGCACUACCACUCUCAUAACCGUGGUUACGAUAUCAUAAACAAAUUGCGAGUUGCAUGUUUUCUCCUAUACCUCUUCUCGGAAAUGAACUUACCCUUCUCCUCAACCACAGUUAACUUCGAUUGACAUUGAUGCUCACUAUAUUUGAGGCUAAGCAGGGUUAGCUGAUCAGGAGUUGAAUUCAGAGUUCUAAGUUGGUUUCAAAUGCUGCUUAACCAUAAUCACGGUCAGUAUCAGAACUUCCAUAUUUAACUUAAUUGUGGUCAAGAGCACACCAGUAUUUCGCCCUGCACUCAUUUAGAGAAUGGGAAGUUCACUUUAUUUUCAAGUUGAGCAGGUAAACUUUUGUAGCUGCAAAGUGGAAAAAAAAAUUCUGUAUGUUUUUUGUCCUUUCGGAGAUUCCCAUUUUUAAAAAGUUAUAAGCUCCUUAUGCAAAAAUGCAGGCGUUCAGUGUGCAUUUCAUAAGAUAUACCCUAUUUUUCUGUGUAUAAGACUAGGUUUUUUCCCUAAAAAAUAAUGUCAAAAAUUAGGGUCAAAAAACAUGGAUACAUCCUCUCCCCAUUUUCUUAAAUCUGAGUCCCCAGAAAUAGGGGGCGUCUUAUACAUGGGGGCGUCUUAUAGGUGGAAAAAUACGAUAAUUCUCAAAUAAUUUAGGGGCUGUAUAUGCCUUUAACAAAUUUUCCAGCAAUAAAUCUCCAGAACCACAUGAACCCAUGCAUAUUCUAGCAUUACAUAUAGUGCAUUGAAGAACAGUCUCAUGAGCAGAUUCCUUGAAUAGCCUCCUUCCUUUCAUAUAAAACUGCUUCUAACUUACUACAAAUAUAAAGAGCAGUUGGGGAUUUGGUGCUAGGGCAGCUGACACAAAUUCAUAUGAAAGAUAACGCAUGCCAUUAGGAAUUCUCUAACCAAACUCUCCCUGUCAUCCUUAGCUUGUAGGUGCAUUGAGCAGGGGAGUGAGGGUUGCGGUUGAAGAAAAACUGUAUGUGGGGAUGAGUCUCUGCAUUAUACACUUAGAAAAGAUCUUUGUGCAACUUUUAGUUCAACUUGUAGUUCUAAAGUAGUAUACCAAGUUUUCCUUGCUGCCUAGCGCGCGCGCUCUCUCUCUCUCUCUCACACACACACACACACACACACACACACACGCCAUCUGAUCUAUCUUUGUUGCAUUCCUAACGCCUUCGCCCCAGAUUUAUGGCAGUCUUUGGGCCUGCGCAGAUGCAUUCUUUUUCUCAACCCAUCCUGCUGUUUCCAAAUUGUUUCAAGCUGCCAGGCAAACUCCUCGGGUUUCUUGGGUGGGCCUUACCUUACAGUGAGAACAGAGGGAGGUUUCUUUAUAUCACAACACUCUAGUGCCAUAUCUUUCUGUGGACUGAACCCCAUUCGUCCAGAUUGCCAAUUAUUUUUGAAAUUUUGAAAUCCUUCCCUCUCCCACGCAAAUCAUUGUGACCUUUGGUGGUCUCCAACAUCUUUCCACCAUUGCUGGAAAGUUUGGGCAAAAUGGUUAGUGGUAACUGAGCUCACUGUACCGCCACCUUUCUGAUUUGGUACAGCCAUGGCAAGUGUGCCCUUUAAAAUAUUUUGAUUUAAAAUAACUCUAGCCCAGGUCAUCAGAAGGCAUUUGGUAGGCUAUAAUGACACAAAGUCUCUGACUUCCUCUCCAGUUGCCAUUGUUCCUAUAUCUUUGACCAUUGAAUCACAGCAGUUUCCCCCCUAUGUAGAUACUGUAUUUUUUCUUGACCAGCCAUCCCUCUAAAAGGCUUUCAGGACAAAAGAAAAAAGAAUCAUUUGUUCCUUUCCCACCAUUUCCCAAACUUUCAUUCGUAAAAAGCAUUUCCCAUCUGCCAUUUUUCGAAGUAUUUGUAAAAAACAAUAAAUUUAUAAAAAAUCUGCUGAGUGACUAAAAAUCUAGCCCAGUUUAAUCAGUCAGUGUUAACUGAUUAUUUAAUUGUAGCAGCCCUUGUUACGAUGGCUCUGUGCUAACCAAAUGAAUGUUCAAAUGGAGCAGAUGGAACAUAGUUUGGCCAUUUGCCCAGCCUGUCACUGCUCCCACUGGAAAAAAAGAGGUGUAGACCAGAGACAACUUUGCGAAAUUUUGCAAGGACCAUAAGAGAGCUUUUACUUUUUGUACACAAUCAUGUGAUCAUUGGGUUUGAUUUCCUUUCUCUGCCAGUCUCUCCUUGAAAAAGCCCUUUUAAAAAUUAUUCCCUGGUAGCUAGAUUGAAGUGUCACUAGGAGACUUUGAAACAUAUUGGUGUGGAGUGGUAGUGCCCCUGAGCACAACUCACCUUGUAUCCUUUUUCUGUGUGUCAGUUCUAGAGUAAGCUUUUCUAUUUACUCUGUGUGGCUCAUUUUAAAGAAGUCAUGCCUUGUAGAUCUGUGGCUUCUUCUUUUGCAUCCCUGCGUGCACUGAGCUGAAGGACACAGCAAUAGCAUUAAAAUAAUAAUAAUAAUAAUAAUAAUAAUAAUAAUAAUAAUAAUAGAGCCCACCCUUUUAGCUCGGUCCCUGUUACACAGAGUAUCAGAAUACUGGCACCUAUAUCUCUGGCGUUCAACAUGGCAACUGCAAUCUCAUUAAUGUGGGGCAAAUUUCAAGGCAUCAGGAGGUUACUGUGGAGCAGCCAUGUUAACGCUUUAGCUAAGAGUGGAUAAUGGGGUCCUAAUAAAUAGGUCUGGAGAGUUGCAGAGUUUUAGGAGUUGUAAUGACCUGGAAGCCUCUUUCCAUGCUUUGGUUAUGCCAAUUAGUAAAACAUCCCAAAUCCAAAAAUUCAUUAUAUAAUAGGUCCUUUUGUAGAGAGUUUUUGUUGGUGAACUCUUGCGGGGUUGAACAAAUAGUUGGUAGCUUUGUGAUAAUUUAUGAAAUGAACACAACAAACUGACGUGUAACUGAGGAAAGUUAUUUGCUGAGCUGCCUUUUUUCAGACCAGUUAUUUUUAAAUGAGAUGCAUUUUUGAGGGGUAGGUGUGAUGGUGCUGUCUUCCCUCCUUUCCCUCUGAGGAAAAGUACUCUUUGCUGCAUCCUAGCAGAUAUGAAAUGUUAACCUUGCUGUUUUCACCUAUAAGCAUGAAGCACUCUUGUUUAGAUGAGUUUGAUAGCUUGAUUGAUUUCAAAAAAUGUGCUUUUCUCUCUAAGUCACCUUGCUUCAGUCUCUGUUCUUUCUCAUACACAGGGAAACUGCACUGCUGAUAGAUCCCAAAAACUCCUGUUCCUCCUCCCGCCAAUGGGUGGCUCUCGUCGUGGGCCAUGAACUUGCUCACCAGUGGUUUGGGAACCUUGUGACUAUGGUACAAAAAUUGUAUUUGACUUUCCCUUGCUCUGGGCUUACAUCAAGGUUACUCAGUUCCCCACCUAUUACUUGUCCUGAGUGUAUCUGCUCAUGGUCACAGCAGAUGCCUCAUGUUUUCGUAUGGUACUGCAAGUGUGCAUGUCUGCCUAUGCAGAGUAUUAUUAAGAAAAACAGCAGUAUUGGGGCAUCAGCAGCACCUGGAGAUUUUCAGUAGGUUAGAUGUGGCCCACAGGUUGCCUCAUGAGACACUAUAGGGAGAAGCGUUGUGCACUACCAUUGAACAUUUUGUCUGCUCCCCUCUAGGAUUAGGAUUCACAAUGCCCGGCAAUGCGAAAGUAUGUGCCAUAAUACACAAUAAAGCAUUGAAUUAAAUAAAUAAUAAUAAGGUUAAAACCUCACACUUGCGUUAACUGCUUAACCCAAAUACCAUUAUGAUCCCCCUCACCCAUUGCAAGUCUAGGCAGGUCAGAAACUUCUGAUUUGUGCAAAUCUGCAAAUUCACCAGACUUGCAGAUAUUUUUCAUAAUUCUAAAAUUAGUAUCCAUGGGGAUCUAUGAAGGGAACUGAUCCAUGGGGAGAGGAUCUAUGAAGGGAAGGUGAUCCACACAUUUCCAAGCUUAUCUUUGCAGCUAUACAGUGGUACCUCUGGUUACGUACUUAAUUCGUUCUGGAGGUCCGUUCUUAACCUGAAACUGUUCUUAACCUGAAGUACCACUUUGGCGAAUGGGACCUCCCGCGCUGCCGCUGCGCGAUUUCUGUUCUCAUCCUGAAGCAAAGUUCUUAACCCAAGGUACUAUUUCUGGUUAGCGGAGUCUGUAACCUGAAACAUAUGUAACCUGAAGUGUAUGUAACCCGAGGUACCACUGUAAAGUCUUUUAAAAGUGUGGGGGGCUGAAAUUCUUAGGAUGCUGAGUUAGAUGACAAUUAUACUUCAGUGGUAUUAGUGUAAAAUCACUGAAUACAGACCUAUUUAUAAACUUAACGUUCGAAUCCAAUAAAUAAUAUCCACUUGUGGAAAAGGAUUUUACUCUGUGACGUUUCAGGGUGCUUGUUGAAUUUCCAUAUAUUACAGCAGGAAUAGUGAACCUGUGACCUUCCAGUUUGAUUAUUAUUUAUUUCAUAUGUUUAUAUACCACUUAAUACUAAAUCUCUAAGUGGUUUACAAAUAUUUAUUUAUAUUGUUCGGACUCCCAACUCCAUCAGCGUCAUUCACCAUGGCCAGGUUGAUGAGAUUUGUAGUUCAAUAUUUGGAGGGAUAAAGGUUCUCCAUCCCUGCCUUAAAAGCUAGGGGAAUAGCUUUCUUUUCCUCCUAAUGUCUCCAUAAUCGGUGCCCACAAGAUAAUUUUACUUGCAAAUGAGAGGGAAGUUUAACCUCUUUUCUUUUCAGUUUAAAUUUUGGUACGUCAUUCCCCCCACCCCUUCAUUACUGGCAAGGCCACCUUUCCUCCUUUGUUACAUGACCUCUCCGUUGCUACAGUAGAACUUGUUGAAAUGGAAAAACAUUAUUCACAAAACCAGUGGCAUAUUUUUAGCAGUUGACAUGCCACCAGGGCAGUUGGAAACAUGGCAGAGGCAGCUUUGUGUGACUAACCAGCUCUUCUAUGAAAUGAAGGAGGGACUCUGGAGAGAGCUGACCUUUUCAAUAAACCCAGCCGUACCAAAGCAUGCAGCAGUAUUCACCUGACUCUAUGGGCUUUUCAAAUCCAUUUAUCAAAUCAAAGUAGCUCCCCCCCUUUUUUUAAAAAAAAAAAAAGCCCAGCAACUUGUGUGCCAACUUUUCUUUCUCUUUGCUUGAGUUCAGUACACUAUUUUUGCUUGCAUGUCUGGCAUGGCUAGCUGGUGAUAAGUACAGACACUUUCCACAGAAAGAAAAUGGUUCCAUCACACUUGGUGUGCUAGUGUUAGACUUCAGCAGGCACCCCGGUCCUGAGCUAAUGAGAUUCUUUUCACAGAAAAGGAUGAAAAGGCAUGAGAUGUUGGCCAAUAAUUCUAUUGGUUCUCAAUCCCUAAAUAAAACUCCUGCAUUCUUCUUCCCCAUUACAGUUGCAAAGAUUCUCAAUUGUACUUGAGAAUGUGGCUGCACUGGUAGAUUUUCAUGCACUGUGCGCCUAACAAUAGUGCACAUGGCUCAUGCGGUUCACACUUUAUCCUGUCUCUAUUUGGAAUAGUGUAUGCACCACUUUUUAGCAUGUGAGAUUCAAUGUUCGUACCACAUUAAUCAAGCAGGUAUUAUUGUAAUGUCUAUUUUCGAUUUUGCGGACAAAUGUCUUGCAUUGUCAUCUUUUCUAUUCUUUCAAUUAUGCCUCUUAAAAAAUAAGUAAAUCUAUUUUUCUCCACCCCCUAACUGACUCUGUAUCCCCAAUUAGCAAUAAUCACGCAUCAGGUUAACCUCACGGGCUACAGUACUGCCACUGUGCAAAGCACGGAAAUUUGUCUGGGUUCUAUAAACCAGCAUUCUGAAUUAUACAUGCGUAAAGUUCAUCUAGAGACUGGUUUAAGACCAUAAGAUGGGACAGUUUUUUUAAAAGAUAAGUAGGUCUUGCCCUGGUCUGCAUGGGAGGCUGCCUGUAAGUCACUUAGAAGCUUCUCUGAGUUUCCUUGAAAGAACAACAGAAUAUGUUCAAAUAUUCUGAGAAUUUCAGCUGUUUUUUAAAAAAAUAAAUUAAAAAGCCCAUUUCUAGUAUCUUUGAACAUAGGUUUGAAAGACAACACAUUGAACAUUGAAGUUGGAGGGUGCUAAGAGGGGUGGUAAGGCAGGAUUUUUUAACCCUCUUCCCUUCAGCUGCAAAUCACGUGACCAGCAAUUAUUGCUACGUGGCUCAGUUUGCCUUGCAGGCCUGCAUUCGGCUGACUGACUGCCUAGAUGAAACUUUCAAAGACCACAAAAAUGUGUAAAAGGAGAAUAUUUCCUAGGUGGUGGGAGGGGGGAAUUGAAAAGUGUGGUUAGCGUGGAUUUCAUCAUUGUCCUCACUUGCAUUAAUCCUGGUAAUGCUUCUGAGCAUUGAAGCCCUAGAACUUUACCUUGAAACCUGAUCUACUUGAAGCUGCGGUAGAGUUGGGAAUUUCUGUCCCCCACCCACCCACCCCAACAUCAAAUUCAGAUUGAGUUUAUCUAGAAUUCGGUUAGUUAUUUCUUAUCCACUGGUGGGGUUCAUUCUUACUUGAUACAUUUCAUUCUGCACAGAGAACAGUUACUGUGUUGCAGCUUUCACUUGUAUUGUGUUUCCCAUUUCUGUUAAAAAUCUUAGCCUACUAAACAAAGGCGUUCCUUCAGUGGCUGAUAGAGAAUGUUCCCAUUUGAUUUAUUCCCCACAAUACUGCAGCCAUCUCCCCCCCCCCCCCCCUCCCGGGCUGCUACAGAGAUUUCAUCAAGCGUUGUCUUCCUAGUUUUUAAGGUGUGGGGACUAGAAACUUGCUUUGUAAAGACAUUAUUUUAUAGAAUGCCGAGUUCUGUGUUUUUUCUCCUCGUACACAGAAUUGCACAAUAUUUGUACCUGUUAGUAAGGAGUUCCACAUCUCUAAGAGAAUCAGAGGUUUCAGUGAUGGAGACCUGAGAUCUCAGAGACCAAUGGCAACUCCUUGUCCUUUUAUCUUGAUGCUCUGGUGCUCUGCUUUUAGUAUCAGCAAUUUUCUCAAUUCUUCGUAGGAAUGGUGGACCCAUCUAUGGCUCAAUGAGGGCUUUGCAUCCUGGAUUGAGUACCUCUGUGUGGACCAUUGUUUUCCAGAAUACGAUAUCUGGACACAAUUUGUUUCUGCUGAUUACACACGAGCUCAGGAGCUGGAUGCCUUAGACAACAGUCACCCUAUUGAAGUGAGUGCCAACUGCUGCAAUCAGUGGAGUUUGCAUAUGCUUUGCCGCAUGCUCUCUCAUUGUUAGAAAUUCUUCCUCUGAUAACGGGCUGGGGCGCCGGAGGAAAGCAACCAAGAAUGCUUUAUCUUAGAGACUAAAUGACUAAACACUAAAUGACCUUAACACUGCUUCGUAUAUCUGUAACUGGAGAUGCAAAUCAAAUGUGGUCUCUUCUGAUGCCUUGUUGCCUUUCUCACCCCAGGUCAAUGUGGGCCAUCCAUCUGAAGUUGAUGAAAUAUUUGAUGCAAUCUCUUACAGCAAGGGUGCGUCAGUAAUUCGAAUGCUACAUGACUACGUUGGGGAUGAGGUAAAUCUAUAACUUUACUGCCACUGACAUCUAGGGUAACUGUGGAUGUCCUGUGUUCUUUUAUGUAGAAAGGGUUGUGUGGUAAGGAGCUUGGUGGAUCAAGCAAAGGUCCAUUUAGUCCAGCUUUCAGAUACCUCUGGGAGUUGAGCAGCAAAACAUGAAAGUGGUGGCCUUCUCCUUAGCUUUGUCUUUAGCAUCUGACAUUCAGAUCCUAUCUCUGUAUAUCUCUCUCCUUCCUUGGAGCUUUUUAAGCAGAGGUUGGAUGGCUUUCUGUCAUGGAUGCUGUAGCUGAGAUUCCUGCAUUGCAGGGGGUUGGACUAGAUGACCCUUGGGGUCCCUUCCAGCUCUACAAUUCUAUGAUUCGAUGUUGGUUCCAUUACUCUAUGUGGCUAAUUGUGACCCUUAUUAAUAUUAAAUAUGCUCCAUACAUCUGGACGCAACCCAGGAUCUUUAUUUGCCUUAAGCUGAAAUUCUUACUCUCAAUCACUUUUCGGAAGAUCUGGUUGGUUCCCAGAAUUGGAUUUGGGUCGGUUCCCAAAAUUCUCUGGUGUGUAGAAUCAACACGUGGGGCACAAGAGCAAGUCACAAUUUUACAUGUUAUGUAAAUAGGCACCCUGCAUUCACCUGCUGUCCACGCCUCUUGUUUUUUAUGGCGUAGUAUGUAUGAUUUGAAUUCUAAGUCAAUGCCAGACUUCAUGCUUUUCAAUUUUGUCAUUUUUAAUCAUUAAAAUUAUAUUGAAACUGCCUUGUUAACACUGUUUUAAUCUUCCUUAAUUCAGUAUUCCAAAAAGCUGCUCACAUAUGGCUGUUCUAAAAUUAACCACUUUAAAAGACAUUUGUAAAUGCAUUUUGCAGUGAAAGAAUAAUUAUUAUAGUAUGAAAUGAAAAGCAGAUAAAGGUUUUCAGUACUGAUUUUAAUCAGACUAUCCAUUUAAGUGCCCAAGUGGACUUUGCAAUUACAAGGUUCCUUAUUUUUCAACUAAUGUUUAAAACGUUUUGAAACGUUUUUUGAAUGCUUUUCAACUGGCUUUCAACCAUUAAUGCAUCAGAAUGGUAGCAAAUAGCACAAAAUAUCUGUGAGCAGCAGAAAGGUUAAGUUAAAGUGGUUAGGAGUUGCCACAGGAUUGGAAGGAUCUAAAAAUUGGUAUUGGGGCUUAAUAGUGUAGAGGCUCAAAGCCUAUCUAAAAGUCACAUUAUUUAGUUUCACAUGUUCCAGCACUCUUAAAUUAAGUAGUGAAUUCCUGUUGCAGAAGCUUGUGACUCUGUUCCUCAGCAAUAUGCCAGUUUUAAGGGACUGCCUGCUACUAGAAGAGUGCAAGGAUGGUGCACAAAUUUAAUAUGGGUUUGCCAAAAAAACCCUGUUAGCUCAUGAAAAGGAUAAAUAGUUUGGUGGAAAACAACACGUUACAUUCCAGUCCCAUCCAGUGAUAAGCUAAUUUUGAAGUUGUUUAUAUUAACAAAAUAAAAAUAUUACAUUCACAGGACUUCCGGAAAGGAAUGCACCUCUACCUUACCAAGUUUCAACAUAAGAAUGCAGCUACAGGUAAUUGGCUGUUGUGUUUGUACUCUCUCUUUUGUUGUCCCCUUGUCCCCAGAACAUUACAUUACACAGAGAAGUUGCACCCCCCAGUGAUAAUUUUUUUCUGCCUGAAAUGCAGGGAAGUUCACCAGCAAAGUGUUUCCUAUCAAACUUUAUCUGUAUGAGUGUGUGAUCCUUCUCACAAUACUUUUCUCUGACCAUCUGGAAAUUUGCAGUAGUAAUAGGCUAAAUUUACUUUGGGGGAAACCCAGAUCAGAUUCUGAAUUGGAAACCUGGCUUGUUUAUUUCCUGACCCUGAUCUUCUAUUAAUUCCUCUGCUAACCACCCCCCCCAAAUGAUCAUACAUGAAUUAAAUGUCUGAAAAUCAAUAAUAGACGAUGGAAUGGGAAGAAGCUCAUUUUGCUUUUACUGCUCUUAAUAUAUGUAAUACAGUCGUAUGGUUAGUUCUGUACAGAACAGAGAGCUGAAACUAUACCUCUCUGCCAAGGGAGGGAUUGCACCCUGUUGAUGCUUUUUUGGGUUACUGUUCCAAGUAUUCAGUAGUGUUUCUGACCAUCAAUCUGAAGAGCUGCUUUUGACUUGCUCAAGGACUUGACAUUAUUUAAAGGGAGCUUUGCCUGAACAGCAGAACCUCAAGCCAUAUCACAAAUUGUCAUUUCAUUGUCGCCUCCCAUUUCAAAAGUAGAUUCCCCUGGGGGAUGGAGUCUUUUCCUUCUAACAAGGCAAACCCAAAACUCAAUUGGGUGUUGCAAACAGGUUGUGUGGCUCUUUGCAUUCCAGCUUCUCUUCAAGCAAAAGGAUUUGUGGGGGGAGAGGAGGAAGUUCUGUCAGCAGUUAUUUUCCAUCAGAAUGUAACUGGCAGGUGUAUGGCAACUCAAAGCCAGUUCAGAUGUUAGCUUUUUUCCCCUUUCUUUUUUUGCAACAUUUCAGUAAUUUCCCACUUCCUUGGGAAAUAUAUUGGCUACAGAGAACUGAGGCACAUUGCUACAUUCUCUUGAAAUAAGUGGAAUUUAAGUACUUAACUAAGGGUUUAAAUGUUGUCAGCUUGAACUUGUGCUUUCCCUAACAGAUCUGAGUUGUUUCUUUUGUGCAUUGACAAGUCAUACCCGUACACUGCAGACAGUUUCCGAUUUCUCAGGAACUUGCUAGAACACAAGCAGCCUAGCUGCUUGGACAGAAUUGGGAUUAGGGAAGCCAGAGUGGAACGAUGGGAGUAGGCAGGGAAACAGAAAUGAAGUCUGGGCACACAAACCGCCUCAGAAUGUAAGCUCACAGAAGGGACAAAGAGAAACAAAUGAGAAGCCCAAGUGAGAUCAGGAAGAAGCAUAAUCAAAGAAUUCCUGGCACAAGCUGUGAAGCAGCCUGGCAGCAGCCUAUUUUCUUGCUGACAGACCAGCAUCAAUGAACACUGAACAGCCAAAUAAUUCCAGAAUGUCACUGGCAGUCAGAAAGACAGGACUGAGAAGAGAUUUCUGAUGCACUUCAGAACCCAUACGAGAUGUUCUGGAUUUUGUGGGACUCCUGGCAGUUUUUAAGACCCAUGUUAACAUAAUUCAUUGAUCAGUGCAGGCUUAACUGGUCAUAACUCUGCUGUCUGCAGAUGCAGAAAUAUGCAAAUAUAUUUCAGUUUCAGUUGGCCUAUGGGAAUUAACUGCUGCUUUGCUGUUUUAUUUUCAGUGUUACAUUUGCUUUUUAAUUUAGAUUUUAUAUUGUUUUAAUUGUUGUGAACCUCUAUAAGUAACUUCAGUGUGUAGUGAUACAUUUUAAAUAAAAAACCAAAGCAAUAGCCAGAUCCAUCCUAGUACAGAUGUGUAUUCAUUUCUAAAAGAAAUUUAAAACAAAACCAUUAGUUCCUAAUUAAUCUCUUGAGAGAAAUGAAUGAAAAGUACAAAACUGAAUGGGAGAAGCAAAAUCCUUUAAUUCCCCAGAGGCUCCUGGAGGACAGCCUUUAUGCUGGGAUGCUCUUCCUCUGAUUGAUCAGGCAGGGUCAUGUGUCAAUGCUAUCUUGCAGGGAGGAGUCAUCCCAUAGUUUCCAGACCAUCCCUGUCUUCAGCACUGAACAAAUUCAGUGAGUGGAACACAUGUGGGGUGUUGGUAUUUUUACCUGCUUCCUUUUCCUUGCUUGGAUUGAAUUUUCUUGGUUUUUUUCCUGCAAUUUAACUGGUCCCUCCCCCCAGAUUACUUCUUCCUUGGACUGUUUCAGGGUGCGUUGAUUACUUCCCUCUUUUCAACACCUUCUUGGAUUUCACCUCCCUCUUGCCCACCCCCCUUUAAAGGAAGGGAAACAGGGCAGUGCAAUCCAUUCCCCUUGGGCAGCUUCUAACUGGGAGAAUUCAGAAGCCAGUGAAUCUCCAGCCUGCAGGCAAUUCUCCUAAUAGUUGCUCAGCACACUGCACGGACUGUGCGCCUUUUUAUAGGUCCAAUCCACAGCCUUUGUUUUCACCACAUGCAAAGUACUGACUUCAUCAGGACUACAAGAGAGAGCCACUGGAUUUGAGCCAGCCUAUUUUUCCUGGCUCUGGAGCAGCCAGAAACCAUGUGGAGAAGACCCUGAGAUCAGCAUGCACAUGGCAUUACAUUGCUUAGCAAAGGAUAUAUCAAGGGAAUAUUCUGUAGGAGGCCAGGGAUGAGGUAAUCAUGGAGUCUUUUAAAAGUGGCAAGACAUGAAAACUGUCCAGUCUGAAGCAUAAAGCACUGGGAAGCUUAGAGAAUGGCACCCCAUAAUAGCUUUUGGGAACCCUUUCUGCAAUCUUUGUAAAGCACCUGCAGUUUUCAUGAUAUUUGGGUUUCAUUUAAGAAAUGGAGGCACCAGAAAACAGGCUGGAUCAGCACUGCAUUCAGUGUAGAACCAUAACAAAGAAGAAAUGAAUAAAACAAAUGAAAUAAGACAAUCGUUGUUAGCAUCCGUCUGUCUCAGAAGACAAUGGAGGAGCGAGCCUAUUGGGGUGAAGUCAAAGUGUUGGGAUAAUAAUGAGUGGAAAGCAAAACAUUUUUUCUAAGUGCACAUCCCUAGAAAACAUGGGCCUAGUAAUUUGGGGUGCUGUCAUAGCUUAAAACUGUGAUACCAAAGACAUUUGCAUUGCCGUAAUGAUAACUUUUAUUUCUGGGGUAUUCUCACUGGCUCCAAGUAGGAGGUUUGAAAGUGGCAGCAGCAUUGAGUUGAGAGGGUCCUGAUGCUGCAGCUGUGUGUAGAUUGGUGGUUAGGAAGAUUGGACAAGGGAAGCAAAUCCCCCUGUAGGGUUUCACUCCCUUUCCCCCCAUUGGUUUCAUGGGAGUAAUGGCUGCUUGCCUUGUCAAAAGAAUUUGUUGGAGCUGUGAACAAAUUGUUUGGAAAUUACUCUUUGCAUUAAAAUUAUUUUAAAAUUAUUAACAGCAGUAGAAUUGUAGAGAAUUGUGUGUUGGUAUUAAUGAAACUGCAGCUGCUUACUAGCUGGGGGAGCAUUUUCAUGUGAGUUUUCCCCCCCUUCCACAGAGGAUCUUUGGGAAAGCCUGGAACAAUCGAGUGGUAAACCUAUUGCUGCUGUGAUGAAUACAUGGACCAAGCAAAUGGGGUUUCCACUUGUUUAUGUGGAGGCAGAACAGGUAGGUAUAUUACUUUCUUACUUUUAUUGUGGCUCAGUUGAGACAACAUGCAAAAUGAUUGCGCUUUCAAACAUAGACACAAAUCCCAGUUUGUUUUCCAUCUGCUCGUCACUCCCAUUUCUGUAUUGGAAAGGGCCCUCUGGAACAGCGGCUGUAACUUCUGGCUUGUCAGUUCAAAUAUUAUACCAAACCUUAGUUAGCUUGAAUAGUAUUUUGUGUACACACUAGAAACUCUAGUUUUCUAACUUGGUCACAAACCAUAGUGUGUUAUUGCAGACAUCAUGCCAUUCCGUACUUACGCUUCCUGAACCAUGGUUGAGCUUGAUGCCUGAAUUACGCAUUUUCUGUCAAACACAACACGUGCAUUCACACGUCACCAGCAUCUAAGUUGAAUAAAUGAGUCAAAAUUUCAAAAACAUUGAAUUUACAUGUUCUUACUGUGAUAUUGAAGGCUUCAUAAAAUUUGUGAUAUUUUAGAGAUGGCAAAGGCAGAAAAUGUAUUCCUAAUUGGAAUGGUUGACUAAACUGGAUAGAUUAUGCAAAUAAAGCAGAUUUGCAAGCAGAUUUUCCUAGCAUCACUUGUGGGAGCAACUGAAUUGAUUAGUUAGUGUAGACAUUGGUGAUAAUACUGAUGGUUAUAUACUCUGCACUUAAAAAUCCAAUGAUGGGUAAAUUGUGCAAAUCAAGCUAAUACUAUAUAUUUUUGUGUUGUAUUUCUGGAACAAAUGAGGAAUGAAGAUGCAGGGUACUGAAGCCUCACACCUGGAUUCAGCUACUCCUUCUCUUGCUUAAGCAUUGCUCACAUGAACUUUCAGUAGUUACCUUCAUAGCCAGAAAGUCUUAAAUUCCUAACACUGAAUGCUGCAUCAAAACUACUGAUACAGUUUGGUGCAUCUGUUUACAUGGAUUCAUGGAUUACCAAAAACCUCAGCUCUAGAGUCCCUUGCUGAUUACAAAGUUGGCAAAUUCCUUCUGAGAUGUUCUUUAUUUUUUAUUUAUUAAAAUGCUUGCAUGCCGUAAUUUCAUUUAAAAAUAGCAAAGCGAUUUGCAACGAUUUGCAAUAAAAAACACAUAAAAAUUAAGCCAUUUUCUUCUUUCUUAGAUCUAAUUUAUUUGUAACUUAAAAUCAAUAAAAUACAAAUUUUUAGAAAGAUUAAAAUAGAUCACCAGCUAAUUAUUAAAGAAUUUUUUUUUUUUAAUUGUCCACAUAAGCCUGGUGGCAAAGAAAAGUUUUCAGCAAACUUUUCAGCAAAUAAAGAAUACAUCUGCUGAUUGAGAACAUUCCACAGGGCUGGGCCAAUGAUACCAAAGGUCAGUUUUGUCCUGAUAUCAAAUGAGCCUCACCAAUUUAUUAAACAACCAGUAAUGCUCCUACAGAUUAUUUUAGUCAUUGAAACAUUUCUAUCCUGCUUGUCAGUCCUAGGAUGUCUAUAAAUAAAACAUGAAAACAAUUUAAAUAACACAAAAUCUAGAAUGAGGUUGAGGGGGAGCCAGAUGAGAAAUAUUUUUGCUGCUCUCUAGAAAGCAGUUAUAAUAAGGGAGCCUAGGCAGUACAGCUUUGAAAUGGUUUGUUGCUUAAUUUGGACUUGCCAUUGAAGUCCAUUUGUAAGCUGUACACAAAUUCUGUUUCUCCAUUUGUGGACAGUUCUCCAAAUUCUGAAGUCCAUUUGGAAGAAUGUCCCUAAUUCUGUUUCUCCUGUGCCCCACCCCACCCCUGCAUCUGAUUCCUCUGAGGAAGAAUAGCAGGUGCUAAAGGUGUGAGAUGAAUGAGUUGCUUUCCUAGAAUGCCCUUGCUCCUCCAGUGCUUUGUGCAGCAGACUGUUUUUAACAGUGCAUUGCUGUGAUAACUUUCAAAAUCUUAGAUAAGGAUUUUUUUGUCUGUGUUUGGGGUCUUCCCCACCAAAAAUAACAAGCUUGUAAAUGCAGGAAGGAAACUAUCCUAAAUUGUUACUUGGAGCUGCAACUAAAAACAGAAUGGAUGAAGCAGUAGAGUAGUGGGCAGGAUUUAUGGGAGAGGGUUGAGAAAACAGGACUCGGGUGUGGGAAGAAGAUGGGAAAUGUAAAUGGUGUAGCAAGCCUCAAUUUUCUAAACACUAGAAGAACGCGGGUGGCGUGGUGGGUUAAACCACAGAGCCUAGGACUUGCCGAUCAGAAGGUCGGCGGUUCGAAUCCCCACAACGGGGUGAGCUCCUGCUGCUCGGUCCCUGCUCCUGCCAACCUAGCAGUUCAAAAGCACAUCAAAAGUGCAAGUAGAUAAAUAGGUACCACUCCGGCGGGAAGGUAAACGGCAUUUCCGUGCACUGCUCUGGUUCGCCAGAAGUGGCUUAGUCACACUGGCCACAUGACCCAGAAGCUGUACGUCGGCUCCCUUGGCCAAUAAAGUGAGAUGAGCGCGCAACCCCAGUCGACCACGACUGAACCUAAUGGUCAGGGGUCCCUUUACCUUUACUAGAAGAAUAUCCAUAUUUGUUUUUAAUUAAUGUGACAUUAUAGAACAUUUUCCAAAGUACAAGUACUUACGUAUUCAUUAGACGUAACUCUCUAAAGGGAGCCAGUUUAAGUCCCAUGUUGCAAAUGCUAUUUUGGGGGCAGAAAAAGUGCCUCAUAAGGCUCUCCAGUGAUUUCAUUGCUGGGCUGAGAUUUGCAGCAGGAACUUCCUGUGUCAUGACUCAUGCUCUUAAGGACUGAGACCUAAGCACUAUUCCAAGUUUUGGUAUGACUUUCCUCUAAAACAAUUGUAAUUUAACAUAAAGUCAUAGAGUCAUAUAGUACAACAAUAUGAUAAAUAAAUUUGUGGUGAAAACCAUUCAGCCAUAAAAGUCUAUAUUUUGGUCCUCUAUAUCCCUGAAGUCUUAUUAGCAGCAUUGCAUGAGAGGCUUUGAAUAGUUAUUUAACUGGAGACCCUCAUCCAAACGCAUUUGAUUAUGUCUUCUUAUGUUCAAGGCCUGGGGCCUGAUGUAGAAUUUAAGUUUGUUAAACUGAACCAUGGAUCAGCUUGAGCCAGGGCCACAUUUUGCCAGGCAACCAGACUACCUAAUCUGUCUUGCUAGAAUCUCAUUUGUCCUACUUAACCUGUAGCUACUGAUAACCCAGUCCUGGUUAUGCUAUAUUAUAUGUGAUACAAUACAGUGUCAUAAGAAAACAUGGCAGCUGUGACUGGGGCACCAGAGAUCAUUGGGACCAACAGAAAAAAGGUAUGUGGGAAUGCGAGGGCAACAACAGAGGGGGGUGAGAAUUGGGAAAGAAGUAGCAGCUCAGCAUGUUGGACAUUUGACCAGCCUAAUGUGGCCUGUGAAUUCAAGGAAUGAGGCCUUCAUAGCUGGAUGGGUUCUGGGCAUAUGAUCUUAUUUGAAACCUUUGAAUACUAUUCUUGCCUCUUGUUCUCUACUCCAGCGAGAAGAUGAAAAAGUGUUGAAGCUAGUCCAGAAGAAAUUCUGUGCCAGCGGACCAUAUAGUGGUAAGGCGAUGGCUAAUAGCAGGAGCCAAGCAGCGCACCAUAUUGUACGUGACACCAACCAUUCUGGGAAACAGCACUUGCACUGUCAGUUUCUGCAGGCAGGUGUCCUUUUUAGGAUUUAGAUGUUUGAAAUAACUUGAUCUUUUUUAUAUAUAUAAAAAUGAACUACUAAGCCUGAAGUUCUAGUUUUUCAUUAUUUUCCUUCUUACAGUCUGCAUGUUUUAACUAGGAAGAUUGUAAUCUGCCUUUAAAUUUUCUUUGCAAUGUGUACUCAGUGCCUAUGUGUAUCCAGAACAUUUCUGGAAGGCAGUAGAAAUGGAUUUACACAGUGUUUCCCCCUCCUCCUGCACAUGGAACUCUAGUGGAGAAUGGUUUCAAUAUUGCAGAUACUGCACUCAGCUGCUCCGUUGCCACACAUAUUUGACAAAUCACAUAUUUAGCCUUUGUUAGGCAUGUAGUUGGUAGAUAUCUGAGUGCUUAUUUAUCACAGUUAGAAAGGACAAAAAAAAAAAAAGCUUUUAGCAUUAUCUGUGCUGGACGGCAGAGUCAUCAGUGCACGUAAUCAAGAUACAGCUCCACUUCAGGAAGGAGCCUUUAGUGCAGGAGUAGCUAACCAGUGGACUUCCAUAUUUUGCUGUACUAAAACUCAUUAUCCCUGACCAUUGGCCAUGCUGCUAGGACUGAUUGGAACUGGAGUCCAGUAUGUGGCGGGCCAUGGGUUAGCCACCCCUUCUUCAAAUAGCACCGGAUUACUGAUGCAAGCAGUAAAACCAUGUGUUCCAGGAGAAAGCACAUAACAAAAAGGCAAACAAGCCACUGGCUCCUCCUACGUGAGGAUGCAGAGAUUACUUUCCUGGUGGCAAAUAUAACAGUCAGACGCUGGGUUUGAAAGAGACCUGAAGGAACUUAGAGGAUAUUCUGUUGCUAAUUGUGGUACUCCCUUUCAAGAAGAGAAGUAAGAGAACCCACCUUAUCUUACAGACAAUCCGGUGAAGGAGGCAUAACUAUAUACUCUUAAACUAAGCUAUCUUCACUGUUCCAGAACGUCAUACCUCUCACUAGUUCAAAACAUUCAUUGAUUUUCAAGAUUAUAUUUGCUAACAGUCAGCUUUUAGCCUUAUAUCUGCAGCUAUCUAUAACUGCUUCUAUUUCUACUUACCUUUUUAUUGUGGAGUGUAAUUAUGUCCCUGUUCAACCUUUCUUUUUCUAAGCUGAGCAGAUUAAGCUCUCAUAUUUGUUCCUAGCAAUGUAUUUCCUUCCUAUGACCAUUCUAUUUGCUGCUCUUGAAAAUACAGUAUUUCUUUCAUAUUCAUUACCAGACUGAACGUAAGAGUUCAUCUAAGCAUUCAUGAGCAGAAUUGAAUAGUUUUGUAGAGUUUAUGUAGGAGCAUAUAUUUUCUAAGCUCUUUGUGCAGUUUUCAUUGCUUGAAAACCAUGGUGGUUGAAUAGCUUUAUGAAUAUUUUUCAAAGGAAAGUAAUGAAGAAUUGGAAUGUUUCAUACUUUUCCCAAUCCCAGGAGUAGCUUGCUAAAUGAACUCAGUGGGAUAGCACUGAACUUUCCGUGCUUCUGCUUAAGCAGCUGUUUGCUCAGGUUGACAGAGGCAAGAGCAGCCCUGAGAAAUUUUCACACAUUCUCACACAAACUUAUAACCAUACUGUGUUUCCUCCUCACAUUUGUCUCCCUUCUGUGGAGUUACUUUUAAUAGCUAAACAUUAGAACCAUCUGGGAUGUGUGAAAGGAUAACCAUUCAGUUGUAGCAUUGAUGCAUUGGCACCAGAGCACCCUUGCUUUCCAAGCUGGCUUGCUUAAAAGGGUGCAGGCCUCACUUGAACUGGUACCACACGGUUCUGACUUUUAGCAGGUGUUGCACUGCCUAACCCAAGCCCAAUAUGGCUAAAUGUGUGUGUUUAAAGGAGUAAUUCUUCAUAUAAAUAGUUUGUGCCUAGCUUUUAAUGACACCUCCACCUUCAAAGUGACUGGAAAAAGACAGUCCUUGCCAGCAGUCUUAUAACUCAAAAGACAUAACACUUUAAAGGAAAAGGAUGAGGAGGAAAGAGGGAAAUGAGUAAACUUUGACACCAGUUCCUAGUUUCAUAAUAGUACUUGUAAUGACCCACCGGAAUGGGAACAGCUCAGGGAGUGGAGGAGCCAAAUGGAGUUGCUGUCCCAGCAGAGCUAACAGAGUGGCCACUUCCCAUCUCUCUCUGCUGCAGCCUGAUGAAAUGGCUGCUACCAAGUGACAGAUGAGGAAGGGAGCCAGCAUGUCAGCAGAGCCCAUGGAAUGGUCCCUCAUAUCUCUCCCUCGGUUACAGUCUGCAGGAAGUCAAUCGAUCAUUUCAUUUCAACUGGAGUGCUGAACUUGAGAACUACUGUUCUGAAAUAUAAGUCGUAGAUCUCCAAAGUGUUCUUCAGAUUAUUAUUAUUUGUUUUUUAAAAAGGAACUUAGAUAUUUUCCCUUUGCAGAAUCAUUGCAUUGAUACUAUACAAAUGUGCUGACUUGGAGCAGCUGUGAGUUUAAUGCUAUAAAAGGGGUGUUUCCAUGGGGCCGGGCAGUUUGCCAUACCAUGCCUUGUUCUGUCAGGCAUUCUUCUCUUUUUUCAUAUAGGGGAUGGUAACCCUCUGUGGAUGAUACCCAUCAGCAUCUGUACAAGUGAAGACCCAACCCAUGCCAAAAUGCAAGUGUUGAUGGACAAGCCCGAGUUGACGUUGGUUUUGAAAGACGUGAAGCCAGAGCAGUGGGUGAAGGUGAGCAGAAAGGGGAGACAGUCUUCUGAAUUAACCCGGCAGAUUGUCGAAACAUGGUCAGCACCUUGAUUGGCCAGCACAGUGCUCUAAGAUGCAUCUUCUUGCAGCAUGUUAUGGUCUUGUUACCUUAAAGUUGUGCUGCCUCACAACCCAAACACCAGGACUAUGGAAGUGUCCUGAGUCCUUCUGGCUGAUAAAGUUAUAGUAGCUGCUGUUGUCUGAAAAAGUAGCUAUAAAUCAGAGAUACUAUAUGAACUAAUUUUUAAUUGUGGAUUUCAGAAGAGAAGAUGUGCUUGCUUAUUUAAUUAUUUGAAUGAUUUUAAGGCCAUUCUAUCUAGGUUGCUUACAAACAUAUAACACAUAUCACAAUUACAUUAAAAUAUAAGAGGGCAAAGUUAAUAUAUUAUAAUAUCAAAAAUGCCAGCUAGCAGUAACAGUUAAAACAUCAUUUAGCCCAGCAUAAGCAAAAUCAUUAAAAAAUAAUAAUCUAAUAAUCAGCUGUGAAACCAAUAUUCCAAAAAACUAGCAGGAAUCAUACCAAAAUAAUUUUAAAAUCCAGUUUUACUUACUUCAUAAAAUGUAGUAUGUUGAUUGAGAGAGGGUUUUUUGCAGUCAAUUUUUUUUCUUUUGCAAAGAGGAUUACCAAAAAAAGUUGAAACAAGUAUGUCUUCAAAAUCUUUUUGGUGGCAGGCACAUUACUUGGAUGGAGUUCCAGAAGUAGGAGUCCAUAAUCUUCACUUAAGUUAGAUGUUGCGAACUUAGGAUAUAUCCAUGAACGUGCAAGUUGCUUUGGUUUAUAAUUUUGGAUUGUUAGGCUGUUCCUUCUCUAAGAUGUCAGAGGCUGGGAAAGGAUUGUUGAGACUUGGUGAAUGUUGGCACAGUUAAUAUACAUAUGCAGAUAGGACAAGGACAGUAGUAAUGGAAUUGCUGAAUGAAUGUCACUUGCUAUCAAGGCUGAUUAUUUCUGGCUUUGAAGCUUGCCAUUCUAGUCUCUUUGUUUCCAGGUGAUUCUCCCACAUCCUGGAGGGCAGCAAACUAAGCAUGUUUCAGCAUCCUCCAACAGCACCAAGUAUGAUUAUGUGUACAUACUAUUCAGCAUGGGCACAAGACACAGACUUUCUAAUCCCCUCUUACCUUGUAGCAAUACAGAAAUAAUGAUCUCUCACACCAGAGGUUUUCAAACUUUUUGAAUCCAUGGCUCCCUUGACCAACUACAUCCUUUCUUCGGCACCGCUGUGGGGCUCAGGAGCCCAGUUAUGUCACCCCUUGCUUGCAGAGCUGGCAGCCUCUCACCCUUUUUCAAACACCUUCUCUUGUGGAGUGUUCCAUCAGCCCUCUCUUCUUGGGAGUCCUCCAGGCAGCCACUGCUGCUGUCCCUGGUCUCUGAGCUGCCCCACCCCCACCCCAUAGAGAGGUUCCUCCUCAUACAGGAAGCACCCCCCUGGCCUGCCCCAGAGGCACUAUUCGCCUAUGGAUCUUAUAGCCAGGGCUGCUGCAACAAACAGCUGUGCAAGCCUUUGGGAGGCAGAGACGUGAGAGAUCAUCAGAGGAGGGAUGGAAUGAAAAGGGACAGAGGCCAGUGUUGCUUGCAGCACCCUGACCAUCCUUCAAGGCACCCCAGGGUGCCACAGCACACUGGUUGAAAACCACUGUCUCACACUGAUCUGCCUUGUAGGCGUGUUGCAGUCAGAAGAACCACAAUAUGCUUUCUACAGGGCAAAGCGCUACAGAAAUUAAAAUAGCACUAUGUUUUGCACAGGGACGCGGGUGGCGCUGUGGGUAAAACCUCAGCGCCUAGGACUUGCCGAUCGCAUGGUCGGCAGUUCGAAUCCCUGCGGCGGGGUGAGCUCCCAUCGUUCGGUCCCAGCUCCUGCCCACCUAGCAGUUCGAAAGCACAAUUAAGUGCAAGUAGAUAAAUAGGUACCGCUUUCUAGCGGGAAGGUAAAUGGCGUUCCGUGUGCUGCUCUGGUGCCGGUUUGCCGGAGCAGCUUCGUUACGCUGGCCACGUGACCCGGAAGUGUCUGCGGACAGCGCUGGCUCCUGGCCUCUAGAGUGAGAUGAGCUCACAACCCUAGAGUCUGUCAAGACUGGCCCAUACGGGCAGGGGUACCUUUAUCUUUACCUUUUAUGUUUUGCACAGCAAUAACAGCUACCUGCUGGUAGUAGACAUGCUAAAGGGUCUGCAAAAGGUGACUGGGAUAUUAAUGUGGCUAUUAAGUGCUUGUAAUAAUAAAAUCACUUUAAACAAGACAAAAAUGUGGUCUGCAUGAAGGUGGCGCAUUGCAUCUUGAUCUAAGAGAGCCUUCCAACUACAAGCACUUUGUAAAAGGAAUCCCCUGAGCCUUGUGGGAAGAGCAUCCUCUGCCAUUUCUUUCCAAGCCUAAUUCAGAGUGCUGGUUUUGACCUAUAAAGCCUUGCAGUGUUUGGGAUGUCAGUAUCUUGGGACAACCUUUCCCUGGACCAAGCAAGGUCGCACACCUUUUUGGGGCAAUCCUGUUUUGCACAGUGUUUGAAAGGCUCUUGACAACCAGCUGGUUGUCGGGCAGUUUGAAAGUGGCUCCAGCAGGCUUUGGCCAAGCCCCUGCUCUUACCUGCAGGAUGGGAGGUUUAGGGUGGGUGGACGUGGCUUGCCCAAUUUGGCCUCACAGCCCAAAUGGGCAGCCUGGUGGGCCAGGAUUAUCCUUUAAGUUGGAGGUUCUUCACUCUGGCUAUAAAACUUCAGGACUCUCUUUGAUGAGAGAAGUGAUGCACAAAUCUAAUCAAACUAAACAUGGUCCUUUCCAGUAAGGAAAACUAGCCAUCUUUCUGAUUGUCAGUUUGAUAGUACAAGAACUUUAAUCUCUUCUCUUUUUGAAACUCUUCUCUGUUAAAGCUGACCUUCUGUUGAUGGUAAUUCUCAUUUAUCUUCCUGCACGAAGUACUACCAGUGAUAUAAAAUAAUUGCCUGGUUCUGUUCUCCCUGUUUGACUCAAAUACCGUCAAGGGUAAUUUGGGGACUGUGGGUUUGUUUCUCGGUUGUCUUCUGUAAGCUGCUGACUGAAUUUCUUCAUUCUGUAUUUUCAGCUGAACCUGGGAACGGUAGGGUUUUACCGUACACAAUACAGUUCUGACAUGCUGGAGAGUUUGCUCCCAGCUAUCCGUGACCUCUCCUUACCCCCUGUGGACAGGUUGGGGCUGCAGAAUGAUCUUUUUUCUUUGGUAAGUGAUUGCCAGUCUUCUCUCUUCAUUAACCUGCCCCCGCCCACCCCCCCACUUUUCCUGUGGCAGCAGAUUGCUUCCGUUAUUGUAGAAAUGUCUCCCCAAAGUUAGGUGCUAUUUCUGGAGGUACAGCAUCUACAGCAUACAGUUGCAGUUAAUGAAUUUGGCAUCUUGUUAGUGAGGUGUGAAAGUUUCACCUCAGCGUGAUCAAGCAAAGGCCCUGUAGCCCCAGCUGGUCAUAAUGCUGUUUUCCUGCAAGAGAAUAUUUUACUUUAAGCUAAUAGCCUGAGCAAUGUGUUUAAACUUAGAUAACCAGUAUUCUGAAACAUGAAUAAAUUAUGCAAAUGAGUUAUCAAGUGGAAGGUCCUGAUUUAUGCUUAGUGGUAUUCUGCAAGCCAAGUCUUUAUUUUAUUUUACCUUAUUUUCUACUUUUUUGAAUAGGUGACUCCUUUGUAGUAUCUUGAGCUGCUUUUGAUACCCCCUUCAGUUUCAAAAGCAGUUAGCCAAGUGCUGAGACUGGUUUCAUGUUUCUUUGAAUCCUGACCACUAUGUUUGUUUUGGCUAAUUUUGCAUUAUUUUUUCUGCCGCUUCUGCUUGUGGGGAGGUGCUAUACAGAGCACAGAAGCUCCACUCUGUGAUCUUUGGGUCUCUCGGGAUCUUACUUGAGCAGUGCCUGGCAUUUAGAAGCUGCUUGCUACAGCUACAAGUGCUACUUUGUAGAAAGAGCUGGUGCUGAAUUUUGUGCCUGGUACUAAACUGUGCCCUUAUACAAGCAGUUGCAGAUAUGUGAAAUAAGCACAGCCAUGUCAGUGCCAUAGGUUCCCCACACACCCUGACCUCCUGGUUUCGGGGGGGGGGGUUAUGUGAGAGCGUGUGAAAUGGAAGGAUUUGCAUAACAAAUCUGUGGGUGACUUUCCUUGCUGUGUUUUCCCUUGAGAAACCAGAAUAGAUUGAUUCUGUUAAUUUUAACAAAAAGUUCCAUUGGGUCCUGCAUAGAGAAUGUAGGUUCUUAAGUAACAUGCCUUUUAAAUUUGAGAAUGGUAAAGAGAAUGCAAGAGUGAUUUACUUGGGUGGGUGUAAUGUCUCCCAGUUAAACCAGCGUUUUUUAAACUUACAUAGUCAUUAAGCCUUUUCCUGCACAUAAAUUUAUCUGCUGACAAAUAGUUUUACAGAGGAUUCUGGGGUGCUCACUUAACACAGAGCACUGCUCGGGCCUUUUGAACUUUGCAGUAAUCCUAAAUGAUUUGUGAGUGUGAGCACACUUCUAUGGACUGAGUUCACUAGCUACAAACAUUCACAAAUCGCCGUGGGUGAGGACCUCUGGUAAGAAGGGUCUCCAGCUAAGCUCACUCACACUGAAGUUUGGAGAUAGUAGAAAUGGCAAGAACCACCUUCAUACAACAGUCCAAAUGACAGAAAUACCUACUUCUUUUAGAAGCAUUUUACAUGUCAGAGGACUUGAGAAAGUGGGUUUGGACAGCACAAAUAGAGGCGGUUUAGUUAGGAAGCCAAUAUUUGUACAUGAUAAUAAAUGCAUCUUUUUCAGCCGCUAGAGACUUGAAAGCAUCAUGAAAUCAGCAGAAGUGCAACUUUAUCACUAGACUUUAGUGUUAGGGGCGUAGUGGCACAGUGCACCAAGCUUACCUCUCUACCUUUUCCUAUUGUUGCAGAGGAACAUUGGGAAUGGUGGGCAAGUUGUAGUUUAAGGAUGGUUACUGAUUUCACUGAGAAAUACUUAAGAAGCUUUAGAACCCUAGGCACUCUUGCCUCACAGAGUUAAGCAGUGCCUCUGACACAGGCCAAGCCAAUUCCUGACAAAUGAGUGAGUGUGUGUUAUAGAACAGAUUGCCCAGCAGCAGGUUAUCUGCCACCAAGAUCACAUUGUGGGCAGGGAGCAGCUGGGAUUUCCGUCCAAAAGACCAUCCGGUAGGAAGACAAAAUGGGCAAGGAAAGCCAGGAGCCAGGGUUGAGGAAGAUAGCUCUGCCUAGUCCAGCAUCUUAUAUUCAGUAGUGCCCAGCUAGAUGCUGCUUCUUGGCAGGCCCCCCUGUGGUAUCUUAGGAAUCCUGUGAGGUAGGUUAGACUGAGAGACUGACUGGCCCAAGGUAACCCAGCAAACUUCAUGAAUCCUGGUCUCCCAGAUCUCUCAUGAAUCUGUCUAAUCUCUUUUUAAUGCUAUCUAAGCUAGUGACCAGAAUACCAUCCGCUGGAGGUAAAUUCCAUAAACUAAUUGUGAGUUCUAAAUUCCAUAAACUAAUUCUGAGUGCUACAUUCUUGCAUCUGUUCUGAACCUACUUCAGAGCCAUUUCAUUAGGAGACACCAAAGUGCAGAAUUAUGAGACAGAAGAAAAUUCUGUUUCCCUUUUCACAUUUGUUUCAUAAUUUAUUAAACCUCUUUCAUAUCCCCUUUUAGGGGCUUGAUUUGAUCCCUGUGAAAUUAUAUUGAGCUGGGAACCAAUUGUUUAUAAAUAGAGAAUGAAAUAUCCUGCAAAAGAAAGAAGGCAUGGUUAGUCUUCCAGGCUGGUCACAUGGCUGGAAACCAACUCUGUAUCCCUACUAAAACACACUGAUUCCAGUCCCAUGUGAAGUAGCGCUGUCCUUUCUCUGUCCCUGCCUCCUGCAAAAGGUGCAGUCAACAUCCAGUCUCCAGAUACGAGGAAGAAACACAAAAGAGCUUUCUUUGCGGUAAGCCUUAAUUCAUUUUGGUUUGGGAGAUGAGUGUAACUUGUUUCUUUUCCUCUCUCAGGCCCGAGCUGGAAUUAUUAGCACUGUAGAGGUUCUAAAAGUCAUGGAAGCAUUUGUGAAUGAGCCCAACUAUACCGUAUGGAGCGACCUGAGCUGUAACCUGGGGAUUCUCUCGACUCUCUUGUCCCACACAGACUUCUAUGAGGAGAUCCAGGCGUUCGUCCGUGAUAUAUUUUCACCCAUAGGAGAGAAGCUGGGCUGGGACCCCAGACCUGGCGAGGGUAUGGAAGUUUCUCUGCUGUGAGAUUUCAGCACUAUGAAUCUUUGCCCUGCCAAUUUCACUGUGUCCGAAUAGACUCCCAGAGACUUACAUCAGUGGUGGGGGAACAUUUCAGCCUUUCGGCUUAUCUGUGUGCAGCAGGGGGUCCUGAUUUGGCUCACAAGGAUGUUUUCCCAAAGUCACACCCACCUGUACCACACCUGAGGUUGUAUAUGAAAGCUCCAUUGCUGGAGUUUAGGAAGAGGAAAACUAGCAAGCAUUUUGUAGAAGCCAGGUCACAAACAAAGCUCUGACUCCAAGCCCUGAUUUUUGAUGAACUGAUAAUAUCAUGUCCUUUUCAGUUCAGAUUUUGUGACCCCCCCCCCAAAAAAAAUUCCAGUAAGAAAUGCUGCUAAUCCUUUAAAAAUAAACAUAUUUUCUUGUUUUUUCAUCAGGCCAUCUAGAUGCACUUCUGAGGGGUUUAGUUCUGGGCAAGCUAGGAAAAGCCGGCCAUAAGGCAACCGUGGAAGAAGCUCGGCGCCGGUUUAAGGACCACGUGGAAGGGAAGCACAUCCUCUCUGCUGAUCUGAGAAGUCCUGUAGGUUGCAUUAAGACAUCCUUUUCUCCUUAAAGGAUCUGUAUUCUCUCCCCCACCCCCAUCCUCUGCAUCCCUUGCCUGUGUACAAAUCCUGUCUUUUAUACAGUGUUGAGUAACCAUGUAAGUUUCCUGCAUGGUUGGCCAGUAAGUUUCCUUGAGCAGCUGCUAAAUAUAUCUGUUUAGAAGUUUUUAAUUGUACAAGCAGAACAUAUACUGAUUGCAUGGGGGCAAGUUCAUAUGCUUCCAGUGGUUUCUGAAAUUCCUAGGCAGACUUUGGAGGGGCAGCAGGGUGAAAUCUAAAAGUGAGGAUGCUUUAUAACUGAAUGGUAGUAAAUGUGCUCCUUGAGAAAUUGAUUUUUUAUCGUUUUUAAAUCAUUCUUUCCAGGUAUAUGUAACUGUUUUGAAGCACGGUGACAGUACAACCUUAGACACUAUGCUAAAGGUGAGUGUGUUCUUUGCAUUUCUGUGCAUGAAAAAAUACAGGGAAGAAUCCAUCAAUAAAUGAAUGUGAUGAGCCCUGGUCAGUAAUGCAUUAAUGAUCAAGGGCACAGGUGGUUUGAAUAUUUGGCAUUUUGAUAGUGUGUUCUUUUUUGUUCUGUCCCAUGUGAACAGUAGUUGCCCUUAAUAAUGCUCACUUCAGUUCAGCAGGAGAGAUUUUUAAAUGCUCUUGAACCUCUCCCAUUGAAAUGAAUGGGAUUAAAAAGCCCCAUUUGUUACACAGGUGUGCGCACACAAAUUGAAUUUUUUUAAAAAAAUUUAGUCCUAUGAAUAUUAAUCCUUCAAAAUGGGUAAGAUAUCAGUACCAUAAAUUCAAAUAAAUAUAAAGCCUAGAAGAUUCACAAAGUCCCUGGGAGUGCUGUAAUCAUGUCUACGAAGUUGACAAAAAGAGCUUGCAAGUCAUAACCAAAUGGUUAUUUUUCUGUUGGCGACUUUGAUUUUCUUAAAAACCAUAGAGCAAUGUAGCUUACUAUCCUGGAUUCUGGCCCAUCCCAUUCCAUGGAAAUUGUGCUUUGGGCUAUAAUGGCCUCUGAUCACCUAUUAAUUCCAGUGGCCAUCAAAACACUCCAUAGCAACUGUUUCCACAGGUGGUUCAUGUGCUGGGAGAGCAAAUUGCUUUGCAGUGUUCAGAGGAGGAUGCAAAAGUUUUUUUUAAGAAUGGGUUUUCCCUGAUACUCUUGCACUGUAUGGCACAGCUGUUGACGUUUGCCAUGUUCUGUGUUUCCCCCCAUCUUUUCAAGCUUAAACUCCAGUUGCGUCAGCAUUUUUUCACAGGAAGAUUAAUCAUCCCUCAGAUCAUACUGAGUGGCUUUUAUUAUACCUUGCAGCCAUCUGUAUUUGCUCCUGCAGAAGAGCUCCGAUCUAAGUAACAUGUUACCCCUAUAUAAAGGGUCUGGCCAUGAACACACUUUGAAAAAAGACAAGUAGUUCAGUUAAAUAUAGGUAGCACUGCAGGUUAUUUGGAAAUGGCUCUCAUUUCACCACCGCAUGGAGCUAGGGUGCCUCCUAGUGGCUCUGUUGCCAUAUCAAAUGUGCAGUUAUUCGGAAGUGCGGCCUCUGUUUGACCCCCACUAAACUAAGUGGCAAAUAUUCCUGUGUGGAUUACCCUUUGGCCAUGCUCCCAGAGGCUGAGCAGGUUUGCCAGCGUACCACAUGUCAGGUUUCUAAUUUAGCUUCACUGACUUGAGCUUGAAGCAGAGAGGGUGAUUGCUUGUGGCAGAGAAAGAGCCUUGUCACUUGCUCUGUUUGAUUUCUUUCAGCUCCACAAGCAAGCUGAUAUGCAGGAAGAGAAGAACCGAAUAGAACGUGUACUUGGCGCAAUAUCUCAGCCGGAGUUAAUACAGAAAGUUCUCACUUUUGCACUUUCAGUGAGUAACCAACAAAAUGCUCGGUUGUGUGUGUCCCAUGCAUCGGCAGUUGCAUAAACAUGGAAUUACCGGGUGCCUGUUUUCGAGAUCCUGAGAAUCUUGGUUUACAUUUUUUUACUUUUAUGGCUUCUAUCAUACACAUCAAAAUCAAUGUACAGUGGUACCUUGGUUCUCAAACUUAAUCCGUUUCGGAAGUCAAUUCCAAAACCAAUGCCUUCCAAAACCAAGGCACGCUUUCCCAUAGAAAGUAAUGCAAAAUGGAUUAAUCCAUUCCAGACCUUUAAAAACAAGCCCUAAAACAGCAAUUGAACAUUAAUUUUACUAUCUAACAAGACCAUUGAUCCAUAAAAUGAAGCAAUAAACAAUGUACUGCAGUCGCACAAUCAAUCAAUCAAUCAAUCAGUAGCUGGACUGCGUUCCACACCAUCACAAAAAAGCUACAAAAACGCAAAAUAAAUAGUAAAAACAGACAGACCUCAGUGUAACACUCAAAACGGAAGUGUGGUACUCAAAACGGUGCACGCUUGGCUUCCGAAAAAAGUUCGCAAACUGGAACACUUACUUCUGGGUUUACAGUGUUUGGAUUCCAAGUUGUUUGAGUACCAAGGCGUUUGAGAACCAAGGUACCACUGUACCACAAAUACAUAUUGUAUAUUCCUAAAUGAUUACUGGUAUUCUCACAAGACUCAAAAUCCUCACGCCACAGCACAAGACCUCAUUUUUAAAGAAAAGUUAGUUAACGUUGGCUUGGAACAUAUAUGCACAGCUUGAUGACAAAGAAACCAAAGGGAAAUUGAGCAGCAAUUGGUACAUCACUUGCCCUGCAUAUCUCCCACAGCAAGGAGAAGCCAUAAAAUUAAUGCAAAAUAAGCUGAAAAGAAAGAGACAGAGGGAGGAGCAAUGACACAAAGCUGCGAGAGGUGUAAAGAGUUCAGAGUGAUUGGCCUCCCUGCCCAUGUAUUUUUUCAGAAUUGGAUCACACAUCAGGCGUAUGUUAAUAUCUUCCUCUGGAUCUUUGAAAACUAGCGACUUGUUAAAAUAAAGAAAAUGUGUGUGGGUAGUGGUAGGCUUGCACUAGUAGUUUACUGUGGUUUACUGUUGAGUGUUCCAUUGUAGGCCAGUUCAUGUGUGGCCACUGAUACCUUGGAAGAUUAAUCAGUGGUUGCUGCUGUUUUCCUCUGGGUGCUUGAAAGAGACUGGAUUGCCUAGGAGUAGAAUCUUCAGUCUAAAUGCAGAAAAGUGUGGGAUGCUUGCAGCUUCACAGCACAGGCCCAAAUGACUGAGAAAUAGCAAUAAUUGCAUCUCCUCUGGAAUGGCCAUGUGACCAUUACAGAAUUGAAAUAUUUACUGCUGAAACUGGCUGUGGGAAUAGUCCGUUGCUAUUAGAAUGCCCCCCUGCUCCACAGCAUGGUUGAUUAAUACACAUGGGGCUGCCACCAAAACCAACCGUCCCAUACCAUUCCCCUUCUUCUUCUAACAUCUAGUUAUAGCAGUGAACACAGUGCAACAGUGAGGCCCAAGAGGCCUGGCUAGUACUGCCAUCAAUGGAGGGUGUGUACUGGAAGACUUCUCAGGAUCCUUUGCAACACAGAGAAGCAGGCAAGUCGCUAUGGAGUGAGUUAAAUGAAGCAAGAAUAUCUGAAUGCUGUUUCCCCAGACUAGUUAAGUAGGCAAGCUGGUGCUGCAGCUGCACAUGAUGGCAUCUCUUGGAUGGUGUGUGGGGAACUUAAAUGUGGAUUCAAGGCUGCUAGAAUUACCUGCAAUUUCUUGCUCCGUUUGCAGGAAGAGGUACGUCCUCAAGACACAGUAUCUGUCAUUGGUGGAGUGGCCGGAGGCAGCAAGCAGGGCAGGAAAGCUGCCUGGAAGUUUGUCAGAGACAACUGGGAGGAACUCUAUAAUCGCUACCAAGGAGGGUUCUUAAUAUCCCGGCUAAUAAAGGUGCGCGCACAAAAAGUUUUGACUACAGCAGUCAUUGAAAAUACGAGGCUUUAAAAAGUUCCCUCCCCUCCUGAUUUAUUGUGCAUUCCUUGUUUUUCAGCUAUCGGUGGAUGGAUUUGCAAUUGACAAAAUGGCUGCAGAGGUUAAGGUAAGACAGUCUGAUCUGCAUCUUGGCUGAUGGCAUUGCCAGGGCCUGUGCAUUUAGAGGCCAAGGAAGGGAUGAUAUGCCUGACCUCAUUCCUCUGUGCACACUGUUGGGGCAUCCUCAUUGUGGGAGGGAGUAGGGGCAAGGACAAAUAUAUGUCAGAGCAAGGUAUUCUAGAACUCUCUUUCCUGACUCGGCAUUCUCCCGAUAAAUAAAAUCAAGUGUGCAAAGAAGCCAAACGAUGUGAAUUGAUUUUGUCUUAUGUAAGGGUUGAAUGAUCAAACCCCUAAGCAGGUAGUUGAAGGAAAUUGCCAUGGUUACAAACUUUUGACUUUUUCUUUAAAAACCAUCAGUUUUAAGCACGUUACACUAUAGGGAGAGUUCUUUUCCCCAGGGUUGUGCUGCGGAGGGAUUAAUUGGCUAGCAUAUCACAAUGAAGGGAGCACAGAAUAGUUGGGGUCAUAAACCCCUGUCACUCAAAGUGUUGGGACAUUUAAGUUGCCUGUUGCACUGUUCUACUGCCCAUGGUGGCGGUCACUGAAUUAUACUAGGGUAAAGGUAGGAUUUAACUAUAGCUGUCUCAGAUAACACACAGAAAUACUACUACUACAACAACAACAACAACAACAACAACAACAAAAACAACAACAACAAAUAUUUAUACCCAACAACAACAACAAAUAUUUAUACCCAGCCCAUCUGGCUGGGUUUCCCCUGCCACUUUGGGCGGCUCCCAAUAGAAUAUUAAAAACACAAUAAAACAUCAGACAUUAAAAACUUCCCUAAACAGGGCUGCCUUCAGAUGUCUUCUAAAACUCAGAUAGUUGUUUAUUUCCUUGACAUCUGAUGGGAGGGCAUUCCACAGGGUGGGUGCCACUACCAAGAAGUCCCUCUGCCUUAGUUUGAGUCCAAAUCAGAGAGACAUUUGGAGGCAAUGGCAUUUGGGGUUGUUAUAGUGAUCAAGACCUAGUAAACCUCACGGUCUGUGGAAGUACAUAUUGAAUGUGCUCUACAUAUUGUUCAGCAGUCUGCAAGGCCCCGAUGAACACUGUUCUAACGUUAGCAAAGAUUGAUUUUGCUAAUUAAUUCUGUGUGAAAACUAGCCCCAUACCCACAUUUCUAUGUAGUUUACAUGUCCGGAGAUGGAUGAAUAUAUGCCAGAAUAUAUUUAUCGUUUUGCUGUCCUCUAUACAUCACCUUGGGUACUUGCAGGUGGCGCUGUGGUCUAAACCACUGAGCCUCUUGCGCUUGCCGACCAGAAGGUCAGCUGUUCGAAUCCGCACAGCAGGGUGAGCUCCCAUUGCUCGGUCCCUGCUCCUGCCAACCUAGCAGUUCGAAAGCACACCAGUGUAAGUAGAUAAAUAGGCACCGCUGCGGUGGGAAAGUAGAUGGCUUUUCCGUGCGCUCUGGUUUCCGUCAGUGUCCCGUUGCCCAGGAGCGGUUUAGUCAUGCUGGUCACAUGACCUGGAAUGCUGUCUGUGGACAAAUGCCAGCUCCCUUGGCCUGAAAGCGAGAUGAGUGCCGCAACCCCAUAGUCACCUUUGACUGGACUUAACCGUGCAGGGGUCCUUUACUUUUUUACCUACUUGAAUAAGCAUAAGGACAAUUUAUUGUUACAAAAAAACCCCCAUCUAUGGCUAUAAACUUAACACCUGCCUUUCUCCCUGGGAGUAUAGGAUAUCUUCUCACUGCGGCAACGUAGAAAAAUCAAGACAAUUUUAAGCAGAAACUUGCAAAAGCAUUUAGCUGCCUUAAUGGUAAACAUGCUCUGUGGGUUGUAUCCAGAUACACAUGCCCAACUGAGCAGUCCCUGUUCUUGUAGUUAGGUUCUGCUUUUUUUGCCCACCCUGUAUUUAGAAAAAAAAACCCCACACACACACCCUAAACUUUUAUUUCCUGUGGAACUGAGACCUCUAUCCUAAGAUUCAAACUUAUUAAAAUGACAUAUAUGGAACUCCCAGUGGAUGUUGUUUCGUUUUAUAUAGGCUUUCUUUGAGAGUCACCCAGCUCCGUCAGCUGAGCGCACCAUCCAGCAGUGCUGUGAAAACAUUCUGUUGAACGCUGCAUGGCUGAAGCGCGAUGCCGAAAAUCUCCACCAGUACCUCCUGCAGCGCAAGGCCUCACCGACUGCUGUGUGAGCCCACCCUCACCCACCUCUGACAUCCCAACUGCUGUGGCCCAACUGCCUCGGUGCGAGGAGGAGGAGCUGCUACCCGACAGCUGAAUCAUACGCCAAGGAAAUUGGAGUCUUUUCUCAAACCAAGGGGAUUGGACAAUGAAUGUAGUUAACUGGUUCCUGCUCACACUCCGGAACUAAAUUCUAUUAAAAAAAAUUAUCAACAAUUCAGCAAAAACAGAAACACCCUGUAAAUAUAAUGGUAAUAAAAUAGAGGAUAACAAAACUGUGAAACUUCCUUAAGCCUUGUCAGUGGUCAAAAUAUUUAACACCCCUCCUUUCUUUACACUUACUGAUGAUUUUUUAACCAUCCCUCUCCCAUUUUCUAAAAAAAAAAAGAAGAAGCAGAAGCAGGGAAACCAGUGGUUUCUAGGAAAGUUGAAUUCUGUGGCACGUCGAGGGCAGGAAUAGGUUAAUGCCUCUGAGCACGCCAGAGAGCACACUACAAGACAGCAAAAACAUGUACGUGUUUUGUGUAUUGGUUCAAUAAUGAAAGGCAGCUUGGCGCACAACCCAAUGGGUAGUGCCGAGUUGGGUGUUUCUGGAGAUGUCCUGUAAUCUCAGAUUAUAUUUGAAGGCUUGUAAGAGUCCUGCCCUUCCCAAUCUCUUGUCUCACUACCUUUUGAGGGAAGGAGAAAUCAAAUAUUCUGUCUCUGCCUGCCCCUCUCUUCUUUUGAUUUCAUUUGCUGAUGUCCUUCUUAGAGAUUUAAAUAAAAAAAACUACACAACCCUGUAUGAAAACAUCUUUUUCAGCCACAUAAAAAAAAUAAAAAUAAACAAUUCAUGCCACCUUUUUCUCAUUCUUUAAAUUAUAUCCUCCCACUGCAUGCAAAUAAAGAUUUAGUACUGUGACUGGAUCCUUCUGGGCCGCUGUUAUGGCUGGCCCCCAUUACGCAUAACACUGUAGUUUGUCUGAAAGACUCACCCUGUUUGAAAACCAAAACACCGCCCCUAAAUACCUUGUGACUGCAGCUUUCCAACCCCCCCUUUCUUUGGUGACGUUUGGUAAUUUGAUUCAGAAGCCUUAAAACUUGUACUAGCUGGCAUGAUGAUGAAAUUCUAAGUUGUGUGCCAUCAGUUGCUUACCAGAGUAGCAUGUUCCUGCUAACCAGAUUUCAAACCCGACACCACUCCUCCCACAGACGUUUACAGUUCCCUUUUUUAAAAAGCACCUUUUUAAAAAGGAAUUCAUAUUUGGUGUGGCUUUAACUGUUAUUUCAGAAGGUCAUCAGAUACUAGCUGUCAAACUGCUUCCCUGGAAACACAUUUUUUGUGCUAUUGUUUUAAAAGAAAAACAAAAGGAAAAAAUUCAGACAAGUUGGCGUUAAUAAAAAGGAAAGUCAAUGUGAAACUGAA